Messenger RNA from Podarcis lilfordi (Lilford's wall lizard), 75185 nucleotides. The record is from the annotation of a GenBank genome assembly. NCBI's taxonomy places the organism in Eukaryota, Metazoa, Chordata, Lepidosauria, Squamata, Lacertidae.
GGCUGCGCGCUGGCGACUGGCUCGCCUCUUGCAGCCCCCGCCGCCGCCGGCUCGACCACCGGAGCGAGAGCAGCGGCAGCAGAGCCGAGAGCUGCCUCGGCUGCCUCUCCUCGCCCUGCUUUCCUUCUUGUUUUUCCCUUCUCUCUCUCUCUCUCUUUCCCCGCACCCCCCUUCCUCCGCUCGGCUUUUGCUCGACGGCAUGGCCCGGCGCAGAGCGGGCGCUGCCUUCCCCGGGCUCUGCCUCGGCGUCCUGCUCGGAAGCCUCCUGCCCCUCGCUUCCCCGCAGCAGCAGCAGCAGCCGCCGCCGCCGCCUCCUUCUCCGCCGAGGGGGAGCGUUUGGUGCCCCAGCCGCUGCCUCUGCUUCCGCACCACCGUGCGCUGCAUGCACCUCAUGCUCGAGAGCGUCCCCGCCGUGUCGCCGCAGACCACCAUCCUGUAAGUUGGGGGGGGGGGGUUGAGAGAAAGAGGGGGGGGGCAACUUGAAUAAAAUAUUGCGGGGACGCGCGAGGAAAGCUCCGCCCCGCAUCAUCGAUCCCAAGACAUGGCGCGCGCACCAAUUAUUUGAAUGGCAACUUUGGGGGGGGGGGCUCAACUAUUUUACCGGGGGAGAGUUGGCUCCUGUGGACAGCCACGUCUAUCGCGCGGGGCUUGAGCAAGACUCCCAGGGAGGGGAGGAUACCUGAGGCUUUUUUGGGGGGUGGGAGGGAGGAACCACGACGGCUGCUGCGGCCCCCAGCGCACUCCUUUGUCUGCAGCCCGUGGCGGGUCUGGGUCUCUUGCUACCGGUGCCGUGCAGACUUCUCUUUUGUCCGCGCCGCCGCCGCCGCCGCCGCCACCUUUCGUGUUUUGUCUACACAGGCAUGUUGGCUGAGGUCCACAAGCUUAGUUGAAGUUUGGACGCCUUGGGUAGAGACCCCGCAGCCCAGUAAUGCAGAAGAAGUGGUAGGAAGGAGCGGAGCAGAUCUUGAAGCUCCAGGGAAUACGGGAAGGAUCCAAGCCACCCGAUCCCAGCCUUUCUUGAUUUCCUUAAAAAAAAGGUGACCUCGGUGGAGGUUUUUGAUUUCAUUGACGGCUGCACUGUUGGAGAAGUUUCACUGGAGGAAAACACACACACACACACACACACACACACACACAGCCCUCUGUUCUGUGGUUUCGUUUAUUCCUUCCUUUUGCUCUGGUUUUUCUGGCUGAGAGUUUUGAUCUCUGCAGCUCCGAGACCUUUUGUGUGGCUUUGUCCUCUUUAGGAAUGUAGCCACUGGCAUGAACUGUGUGGCUUUUCCAAGUCACUUGGCCUCCCAAGCCUCUUUGUUGUAGACUUCCAUUCAUCCCUCAGUUCUGCCUUCGAUUUCAGGAAUGUCUGUUUAAAAGGUGUCCUGGGAUAUGUCUGUUAAGAAUGCAAUAAUUGGAGACCCUUAUCAAUUUUUGUUGCUUUUUUUUUUUUGGUACUUGCCAUAGGUGGGAAUGUUGACUGGAAACAGUGCUGUGUGUAUUUUGGACAGAGGGUUUGUGGAUUUAUACGUUUUCUUUAAAAAGGAAACACGGCCAUGAAACGCAAGGGUUUUGAUGAGUUCCCCUCCCUGCACUUUCCCAACAGCAAACCACUUCUGAGCAGUUUUCAAACAUGAUUCUUGUUAGUGCCUUCAGGUGUGGCGUACUUAGUCGGGCAAGAAAGGGGUCUUUCGGGGAUACUUUCAUCUUUGUUUUAAUGUGGGUAGCUGUAAAAUAUACAGAGCCUGUGCUCAAUUAUACCCGAAGAACAUAAGCCUCCUGAUCUUGCAAGAGAUUUAUGGGCAUGCCAAACUUAACAUAACUGCGUGAACCACAGUGAUGUCACUGUAAGUAUUCUCUGAAUACUAUAGGGAUCUUCCAGGGUACAAAAUGAAGCAUGUGCAAGACUCAGACCAAGAUGCAGCCUUUGAAAAGGCAGUUCCAUGAAUGCCUGACUUCCCUGUUGUGAGUAUUCAUAUUCAUAUAUACAGGGUUACUUGGGCUGUGAGCACAUCGACAAUUAACUUGUGCUGCGCUUGACCCCCCCAGCCAGCACUUGACUGCCCCAACACCACUUCUGCUGUUCCCCGGAAAGCCUUCCCUCUUGCCAAACACAGCGAGAGAUAGGGCGUUCCAUAAGGCGUUAAUGUUCAUCCAGCAGCAGUGCCAUGCACUAGAAUGCCCACCUCUUGCCAGUACUCAGAAAAAGGAAGCAUUCUGGUGGGGCAGGUGGAGCCGCCUCUUGCACUUUCGCCACCUGAGGUGGGCUGCCUCAUACAAAACAAUCCAGCAUCAAUGUAUUUCCAUCAUGAUGAAGAAAAUUAACAAGACUGCAUAUCAGUCAGGAAGGAAAAUACAUGUCACAUUAAAAACACCAACCAUAGUUGGUUUAUUGCCCAGUACAGUGGUACCUCGGGUUACAGAUGCUUCAGAUUACAGACUCCACUAACCCAGAAAUAGUACCUCGGGUUAAGAACUUUGCUUCAGGAUGAGAACAGAAAUCGCUCGGUGGCAGUGGGAGGCCCUAUUAGCUAAAGUGGUGUUUCAGGUUAAGAACAGUUUCAGGUUAAGAAUGUACCUCCAGAACGAAUUAAGUUCUUAACCCGAGGUACCACUGUAGUCAUUUAGUCUCUUAGGGAGACAAUGAUCAAAAACCCAGAAAUAUAUUUUACCUGGGAUUCUUCAGAUUUUUACAUUUUUUUUUUUGCACUGGGAUACUAAUACCCUAAGCAAAAUUUAUAAUUAAUAGUUUGCAGUUUAUCUAGGCAGGUGAAGUUGUAGCUGUGUUCUGUUUCUGUGAGUUAUUUAAGUUUUUGUCAUUCUUGUGUCUGAGUUACAGACCAAGUCAUCAUGGCGGUUUUGAAAACUACAUAAACAGGGCCUAAAAUUUAACAUUUUAUGAUAUAUGGAAAAUUGAUUCAGAUUCUUACAGGUCUACAAGCCUGCAUCAAGUUUGUAGCAGCCAGGCCUGCACAAAGCAGGCAUUUGCUUGGAACAGAGCCUUUUUGGUGGUGGCACUGCAGUUGUGAGAUUCAGUUCCAUGUGAUAUCAUCAGGCACACUGCAUCCCUUCAGAUUCAGUCCACCUCUUUCUUCAGUGCCUAAUGCAAAAUGGUGUUCUGGACUGAUAUCUGCAUAUUGGGGAUUUGUUAGUUUUAUUUGUUGCUUUUGUGCUGGUCUAGGAUGGUUGUCUGGCGGGACGCGGGUGGCGCUGUGGUCUAAACCACAGAGCCUAGGGCUUGCCGAUCGGAAGGUCGGCGGUUCGAAUCCCCAUGACGGGGUGAGCUUCCAUUGUUUGGUCCCUGCUCCUGCCAACCUAGCAGUUUGAAAGCACAUCAAAGUGCAAGUAGAUAAAUAGGUACCGCUCUGGCGGGAAGGUAAACUGUUUCCGUGUGCUGCUCUGGUUCGCCACAAGCGGCUUAGUCAUGCUGGCCACAUGACCCAGAAGCUGUACGCCAGCUCCCUUGGCCAGUAAAGCGAUAUGAGCGCCGCAACCCCAGAGUCGUCCCCGACUGGACCUAACAGUCAGGGGUCCCUUUACCUUUACCUUUAGGAUUGUUGUGAAGUGGGUAUUUUAAAUAGUUUAUAUUCUAUUUUAUAGGUCGUAUUUUAUUAGCGAUUGUAAGCUGCUGUGUGAAGAGUACUGAAAAGUAGACUAGAUAUCUGUUAAAGAAUAAAUAUUUUAAAUUUCUAGGCAACCAGAUGCCUGGAAUUUCCAAAGACCUCUGUUUUGGCACUGAUAUGUUUCAGUAAGUGCUCUUCAACUUCUGCCGUUUACUUUGCCUUAAAAAAAGACUUCACAAGCCCGUAGUCUUGUUACAUUUGUAGUGUCUUGCAAGAUAUUAUAUCAGCAGUUUUGCUUGCAUUUUUCUUGAAUUACAGAAAUACUGUUAGAAGGGAGAAAUCAUUAACACACUGAUCAAUACAGCUUUACCCAGAAAUAUUAUUUGAGCUUAUUUCCAAAUAAAUAUGUUAGGGGCACAACUUUAUAAAUGCAGGUUUUAGCUGUGAAUCCUAUUCUAAAAAAACAGGUUUUAGACUAUUUUAAGGCCACUAUGCUUCAGAUUCCAAAUAUUUCUGAAAAUAAAAAGUGGAAUUUAUUUUGCCACUAACUGAACCUUUGGCUUAAUGCACAACCUUUUGGCAGCAUCUGAGUAAUCCCGCAGAAGCUGUAAAAAAAGGAAAGAAAAAUUAACUGACUAGUACAGGAAGUGGGUGGUUAAUGUUUCUUGCAUUUAAAACAAAGUACAUUUACAGAGGGCUUUUAUAUUGAUCGGUUUUCUUUAUACUGUUUCCUGUAAUGCCAAGUUGUGCAUGGCCCUGAAUGAGACAUCAUGUUGUUGUCCUCUGUCAUCGAAACAUAUGUCUGAAGGCAGAUGGAGAUCAGAAAUAUAAGAUCAAAAUACUUGAUUAAAACUGCUGGGGCUUGGUGGACGUCACAGUAAAUUGUCAUUAAUUCUUGCAUUUAAUAAGCAAAAGACUAUUUCAGUUGGGGUUGAGAAGUAGUAUUCCACCACACGCACAUCACAUUCUUACUGACUUGUUACCUCACCUUUGGGAUGACAGCUUGCCUUAAGAGCUAUAAUGAUUUGUAAUACAGUGGUACCUCGGGUUACGUACGCUUCAGGUUACAGACGCUUCAGGUUACAGACUCCGCUAACCCAGAAAGAUUACCUUGGGUUAAGAACUUUGCUUCAGGAUGAGAACAGAAAUCGUGCUCUGGCGGCACGGUGGCAGCUGAAGGCUCCAUUAGCUAAAGUGGUGCUUCAGGUUAAGAACAGUUUCAGGUUAAGAACGGACCUCUGGAACAAAUUAAGUACUUAACCCGAGGUACCACUAUAUGCGAUCUGAAUCAUAUAUUUCAGUAGAGCACUACUAAGUAGUUGCGUAAAGGAAGUGAACUGAACUUUAAGCUGAUCUGGCCUAUAGUCCUUUAAAAAAGUGAGUAUCUCUUUCACAUCAGAAUAAUCCGUUAGCCAGAAUUUUAAUUAAUGAUAGUAUGAAGCAGGUGAAAAUACCAUUGGUUAUAACUUUCAGCAAAUGUGUUAUCUUGGCAUGGAUCAGUUGUUUCCAGGAUUUGAGUCAUGUGUGUCCCUUAGAUCACAUGCAAAAGACCCCCCCUCACCUGUUUCCGUCUUGGUUCCUUUGUGUCUGGAAUCAAUGAAAAAUACAUAGCACACUUGUGUUUCGUUUCUUGGCCAGGAAGUCUGUAUAGAUUGUCCCAUGGUAUUGGGGUAAAAAGAGAGAUUAUGACCGCUGAUGUUUUCAAAACAUGCCUUGUCAUGGUACGAACAGGAGCUCCUCCCCUCCUGUGGUGCUUAGAGUCAAGGGAAGCCCUCACUCAGGCAGCGACUGCCGUCCACACCUCCUAACUCACAUGUCCUAACUCAUAAGGACAAAGACAGAAGCCUGAGGCUGCUUGCCGGUUGCUCUAGCAGCGAUCCUGUGCCUUCAGCAGUUGUGGAGAUGAUGAGCAAAUGUGGGCUACCUGGUUAUCCCCAGCUCUUGCCCUUCUAUCUCCUAUGGGGGAUGCAAGCAGGAUGCAAGAACCUGCCCUGCUGCAUGUAGGUAGGCAACUUUUCAGUGAAGAGCUAGCUGCGUCCUGGUAGAAAUCAGAUGGGCCUCCCUCAGGGUCUACAUGGAAUGGGGUGGUUUCCUGGUUCCAUUCACGGUACCCAUUAAAAAGUCGUCUGUAGAGAGGAAAGGAAGAAACUAGAAAAUAAUAAGAAACAAGAAGGCAUAAUCUCUGGGGAUGGGUUCACAGUAGUUAUCGGCAAGGGGGUGGGAGAACAGAGGGGGAAGUGAGUGGUGCCUCCUGUUUUAUUGAGGGAGAGGCAUAAACGACAGUGACUGAUGUUACAGGGGUUGUGUUUGUAGCUUAUUCUGCUCCUUGCACUCGGGGGGGGUUGUUUCCCCCCCCCAACCACCGUCGCCAGAAGCCAGAGUGCCUGGCCUUUGCUAACAGAGACCUUUGCUGCAGGUGAAGCACAGUGCAUUCCUUGAUCCCAGCUGUUGGGCCAGAAGAGUAUUAUUAUGCCAUGCAGCUGGGGCAAAAUACCAUUUUCUCAUGGGGCAAAGGGGGUUUGGGCUGACAUGGAGAUAUUGCUGCAGGUACGCUUUGCAACAAAUCUCUCGUUUCCUUGUUUACCUUGUGUGGGGUUUUGGUGUUCUCUCCCGCAUCCCAGGUUGUGGUGGAGUGGGGCUUACCUGCAUGUGGAGAUGAGUGUCUUCUCACUGCUGUGUGGGUGUAAGUGUGUAAGAGUCCAACCCAUGCAGCUCAGGUAAGACACAGUACAGUGGUGCUUCAGGUUACAUACGCUUCAGGUUACAGACUCCGCUAACCCAGAAAUAGUGCUUCAGGUUAAGAACUUUGCUUCAGGAUGAGAACAGAAAUCGGGCUCCGGCGGCGCAGCAGCAGCAGGAGGCCCCAUUAGCUAAAGUGGUGCUUCAGGUUAAGAACAGUUUCGGACCUCCGGAACGUAUUAAGUACUUAACCUGAGGUACCAUGGGAGAUAGUUGCAGUACUUGUACUUAUCAGCAAGGGUCCCCCUUCUCCUUUGCUUACUUGUGUGGGGUGCUCUGCUCUGCCCCUCUCUCAGUUGUUGGAGUGAAGAUGUGUGCUGCUGUUAGCAAUGUAUUCAAAACCCUAGAGUGUUUUGAAGACAAAGUGCCCUUUCUCCAUAGCUUCCCCAUGGGAGCGCUAAGCAUGAUUAACAUUGUGUACCAUAAGCUAUGGUCUCUGGAUGUAGGAUUUAUAUAUUGGUAGUAGUGUGCUGUGAUUGGGUGCCAAAUUCCACCAUAUUCUAUUCUCUGCUGCAGUUGUAUGAAUGGGUUGGUCAUCCGCAUGGGCACAACUGUUUGAAAUUCACCUUUUCCCAUUUAAGCCCCAGAUCUGGAGCCGGUGUGAAGCUGAGCUGUUUGUCAGGCACAUGACAGUUGACUCAAGAGGUAUAGGAUUUGGUGCUAAGUGUGCUCUUCCCUUUUGCUGCUUCCAUCCCAAACAUGAGUUGUUUAAUCUGUUCUGCUGAUGCAUUUGCGUUGUUCCACUGGCUUAAUUUUGUGGCAGUGAUGCAUCUGAUGUAUCCAUCAAAUCCUGUGUCCUCUCAGCUGGCAGAUAUCAUUCAAAAGAUUUCUCCCUAAGCUGUGCUGUUUCUUCACUGCUCUUCUUUUUUCCUUCUGUGAAAAACAAGACCUAUUAUUUCCUUUGUCCAGGCUUCUCUUAGCAUGCAUUUAAUGAUUAAUCCUAAUGAUGUGUAUACUUUCCUCCCCCAAAUAAUUCCUUUAUUAACAAGACACUAAAUACUGCUUGUUCUAAUUCAUCUGAACUGUCUGAAUAUUCUGCAACUCAUCUCCUUUUUUAUUUUGCUUUUCAUCCUUCCAUUUAUAUGUUAGUUUUAUUUUUUGUUAAUCUUCAGUUCACCGUUUGGUUUUUGUUUUACUGAGUGGAGCUAAGUAGUAAUUGAAAAACUAUGCUUCCUUUCUGCUCAGUAGUAAUGGCUUUGCUUUUUCGUGGAACAACUGAGUCUGUAUUUUUUCCCCUUUAUAGUGUUCCUUGUAUUCCUUCCUUAAAUGAGCAUGCUUUAGUCAUCAUUGUCUGAUUUUUGUGUGUGAGUAUGCCAUGCAUGCUGUGCUUUUAUGCUUACCUCAUUACAGUUGUGAGGUCUUCUUCACACAAUCCAUUGUGCAUAUGCUUAGUUUUGUUCUUCACAAUAAUCUUUUAUAGUCCUGUGCAGACCUCCUACAUACUUUAUAUCUGAAGGAGCAUCUUUUCCCCCAUCAUUCAGCCCAGACUGAGGUCUAGCUCCGAGGUCCUUCUGGGGAUUCCCUCAUUGUGAGAAGUGAGGUUACAGGGAACCAGGCAGAGGGUCAUCUCAGUAGUGGCACCUGUCCUGUGGAACGCCCUCCCAUCAGAUGUCAAAGAGAUAAAUAAUUAUAUGACCUUCCAUAGACACCUGAAGGCAGCCCUGUAUGGGGAAGUAUUUAAUGUGUGGUGUACCGUUGUGGUUUUGUAAACUCUGUUGGAAGCUGCCCAGAGUGGCUGGGCAACUCAGUCAUAUGGACAGGGUACAAAUAAUAAUAAUUAUUGUUGCAUGGAUUGGAACUUACAUAUGUGCAACCCGACGCCUGUAGUUUUAUAAUGCGUAACUUGUACUCUCCAUCGCUGCAGAUGUGCAGAAUACAGAUGUGUUCCUAUCUACCUAUGUAACAUUGUAUGUGCAUAGUAGCUUAGCGCUUGUGACCAACAUGUGGAGGUUGUGUUCAUGAUCCCAUUCCCCCCCCCCAACUCCCCCAUCAAAGAUUCCAGUUUCUGAUUAACAAUUCUGAUACAGGAUGCUUCCUUUUCAGUUCUCAAUUGGAGCACUCUGCUUGGAUCAAUAAGGUCUGCUAUGUAUUCUGACCCCUUUUAUGCAGGGCUGGUCCUAUUUGAGGCAGAAUGUAUUCCUUGCUGCCUUGCUUACUUUCCCUUCAAAAAUGUGUUGUCUUCUGUGGUAAAUAGAAACCUGUGUUGCCACUGCAAAAAAAAAGCAGACACACACCUCUAGAACAGUCAUUGGACAGUCAUUCCUAGAGAUAUGCGCAAUAUACAAAGUUAACUUGUGCUGUCAAAUAGUAUGUUAGCAUUCACAGAGGGAAGUAAUUUUUUUUUCCAGUUUUGAUCCCACUUCUCUUUCUAAAAGAGAAUGGCUAGAGUGGCUAGCAGUCCAUAAAAUAUCAAGAGCAUAAUAAAAAGGUAGAACAAAAUGGUAUUUUAAAAGACAUUUUUGUGUGUGUGCUUUAUGCAGGUUUUUAAAAUUAUGUGAAUUAUGUGUGGUGUUAUACCAGGUUUCUGGUGCUGGUGAUGCACACGCGCGUGCACACACACACACACACACAGCCAUCCUGAGUCUCAUUUUCCAAAAGAAAGGUGGGAUCAAAUUAUGAAAACAACAAAUUUCUGUGGUAGAAGGGCUAACUUAACUCUCUCACUGUGUCUCACCAUUUUCAAACCCAAUAUAAAAUGUUGCAAUCAGACUUUAUGAUUGGGAUGAUGAACCCAAAAGGAGUGCUUUCAAGAUUCCCAGUUAUUUCUGUUUUGUGUCUGCCAUGCAUCACCCAUGCAAAACAGCAAUGCUUCUUAUCUGAAAUAAACUGUUCAGAAAUGUUGAAUUGCAUUUUACUCCUCCCAGAAGCAAGAGGAAUGUGAAACCCCACACAGAGUAGCCCUGUAGAGAUACUUUUCAUUUCAUGUGGUGAGUGGACAGCAUGAACACCCUGUCUUCCAUCUGCAGCGCGUCUCAAGUCACCCUUCAUGUGCUACGUGAACAAAGGUCUGUAGCAAAGAGCCUGCUAUGCUCAAUGGGACCUCUUCCUAUCCUGCGAUUUAGAAUUUUGCACAGCCAGGAUUCUGCCUUGCACAGGUAGCCUUGAGGAGCACAGCAAGCUCCCUGCUGCAGACAUUUUGUCCUCCCGAUGCACGGAGACAGUGUUGGAAACUGUAUAAGCUAGGGGCCAAGUUGCUCCUUAAACCAGGGUUACAGGUGCCAAAACAGAAUGCCAAGUUGCCAGGUAGCUUUAAAAAAAAGAAUUAUUUUUGCUUCCUGAAAUGCAUUCUGAUUGUGCAGAUAAAAUAUAACAGAUAGAAUUCUACAGGAUGUGUUGCUAGUGUGUGAAAACAGUCAAGAUCCAAGAAACCCCAGGCAUGCAGCUCCAUCCUGGCACUCGGGCAUCUUCACUUGGUCGCAAGUGGCCAAUAUCUGGCCGCAAAAUGUGCCUGGCAAAUUUUUGAACGCUGUAUGGGGGUGCGGGGUUUGGCUUGGUGCUCAGGAUGCAGUGGAAUGGGGUAGGACAAGCCAGCACAUCCGUGUUCUACCUUAUGCAGUUCUGAUUGCGUGGGGAAACUGGGCUAAAUGUGUGCCGAAGCUCCAGUUUUUCCAGUCUACUCCAUUGGUUUGCAUAUGGCUGAACUGUGAGCUAUUAUUAUUAUUAUUACAGUGGUACCUCGGGUUACAUAUGGUUCAGGUUACAUACGCUUCAGGUUACAGACUCUGCUAACCCAGAAAUAUUACCUCGGGUUAAGAACUUUGCUUCAGGAUGAGAACAGAAAUCGUGCUCCAACGGCGCAGCGGCAGUGGGAGGCCCCAUUAGCUAAAGCGGUGCUUUAGGUUAAGAACAGUUUCAGGUUAAGAACAGACCUCCAGAACGAAUUAAGUUCUUAACCCCAGGUACGCAGAUGGCGCUGUGGGUUAAACCACAGAGCCUAGGACUUGCUGAUCAGAAGGUCGGCGGUUCGAAUCCCCAUGACGGGGUGAGCUCCCGUUGCUCGGUCCCUGCUCCUGCCAACCUAGCAGUUUGAAAGCACGUCAGAGUGCAAGUAGAUAAAUAGGUACCACUCCGGUGGGAAGGUAAACGCCGUUUCCGUGUGCUGCUCUGGUUCGCCAGAAGGGGCUUAGUCAUGCUGGCCACAUGACCCAGAAGCUGUACGCCGGCUCCCUCGGCCAAUAAAGCGAGAUGAGCGCUGCGACCCCAGAGUCAGUCACGACUGGACCUAAUGGUCAGGGGUCCCUUUACCUUUACCGUACCACUGUAUUAUUAUUAUUAUUAUUAUUAUUAUUAUUUAUUCAAAGUCGGCACCAUUGCAUUCCUUCCUUGCUCGUCAUAACAGUAUUCAUGCCUUCUUUCCCAGGCAGUUCAGUGUCAGAGGUAAAGUGAAAAAGUAUGUGAGCCUUUCCAGGUCAGUCUGCAACGUCUGUUGGCCGAAACAGAUAAGAUGCACCACUGUGCUUGGCAAAAAUGCAUUGCCUUGGUUAAAACUCUGGUUGUGCCUGGUGGCUUUAAAACAACAACAGCAACACUGCAGUAGAAUGUUAUGUCAAGUAAACAAGGUCCCUUUGCCAUUGUUUCAAGAGAAGGUGGGGAUAAUCGACUUGUUCUGCUACAUUUAGCUAUGGGAAUAAAUUUCAAAGCAGUACAGAGCAACUGCGGAGUGAAUGCUGGCUCAGCUGAAAUGGACUUUCUCAAAUGUUGGGGGGGAAGGGAGGUCUUCUUCUCAUUGGUUGCCAGGUUUGGAGGCUUGUUGCUCUGGGGCUAUUACUGUUGCUAAGAGCCAGCUGAUUCCUUUGAAAAGAAAAUUGAAUGAACAUUUAAGACCCAACAGCUAAUGACUUGGAAACCGGAGAAAUGUUAGGGUCUGCAAGCUUUCCUUUCAUUGCGCCCUGGCAGCUGCGGUGACACAUCUGCUGCCAUCUUCCUCUCGUCUUUCUUAUUUAUAAUCUCCGAAAACAUUUCUCAUAUACACUACUGAAUGGCUUUCUAAUCCCUUGGCAUGGUGUGAAGAGGAUACAGAUGGGUUUACUUCUGAACUGAGACUUAAAAAUUGCCGUAGAUUUCUGGUUUUUGUUGGGGAUCACUGUUUACAAAUAUUAUGCUGAAAUAUACGUAAUAUUGCCGUGUUAAAAAGAUUAGGAUUUCAAUCCUAUACCCCAGUACCCCUGAUAGUAAGACUCAUUGAUCUCAGUUGGACCUGUUUUUGAGUUGAUAUUAUUUUGAGGAUUGUCUUGUUAAAGAUUCAGAAAAGCUAAUCUAGGACACAUUAAGCAAUUAAGGGAAGGAACAGCCACAGUAUUUCUAAACAAGGAGGUUGAGAGCUUUCCUCUUCAAUUCGACUCGCCAUGUUGAUUUUGGAAACUGAUCCUACCUUUCGCUCUUUUGAAUACGGUACAUUUGCCAUUACACUUUUGAUUCUCCUUUACUGCAAACCUACUGUUUCCAGUACCAUAUGUAGAAAUGCAAAUGACAAAGCCUACCCACAUGGUGAGAGCUUUUGUUGGAUUUGUUAGUUAUUGAAUUCCUACUGGAGUCCUGCUAAAGUUCCAAGAACAUCUGUGUAAAAGAGCUUUUCCUUUGGAUGGCUUUUGGUGUUCACAAAUCUUUCUGCUUAUUCACUCGCUAUGUUUUAGUGUUGCUUUAGAGUUUAUUGUUACUCAGUCUCUGGGACAAUGGUGCAAAUAAAUGCACAUGUAAAUGGAAAUUCUGAAGAAACCAAAGGGCUUCUUUACCAAUAUUGUUUCAUUUUUGUUAUGUGCAUGAAAAGGAAUUAAUAUAAAAAGUGUAUAUGUUCAGGUAUCUAUUUUACAUAGCUCUUUAUGUUUCAUCUUUUUCUGAGUGAGACUGCACUGUUUCCAAUAGAAUACAAUCAAAAACUUUCAUUCUACAUAUCCACAGGCUUUAAGGGGCUUUAAUCAUUCUACUUCUUACUUUACUGCUCAAAAUUUGAUUUCACUGAGAAUUGUAAGAACUCUUAUGCAUGGAAGUGAAAAUGUCUAGAAUUCCAACUUUUAUAAAAACAUCAAGCAAAAACAGAUAUACUUAAAAUAUAAUGGCCUUUUUUGGUUUUCAUCACCAAAUGGCUUUGCAGGAAGAGAAUUUAAAGAUCAGGCUACUCACAGGGGUUUCCUGUUCAGCAGCAUCUGCCAAAAGUAGUAAUAAAAAAGAUGUCAGAACACUUUUUGACUACUGUUUUAUGGUUAUAUCAUUCCUAAAUAACAGUUCAGUGUCAUAACAGCAGGUCAAACUACAAUGGCACAUCCUUGAUUGAAAGGCCCUAUCUUAGAUCAACUUAAACAUACCAAAAGAGUCUUUUGAGUCCUCACCAGAACUUUCCCUUGUUAUCUCUUUCCUCAGAAAUAUGUAGGCAUGCUAGUUUCAAAUGCUGCUCAGACAAGAGCUAGAUACUUUUGCUUUGAGCUGGGAAUGGUCCAUAGGGAUGUCCUCAUAUUUUAGUUGCAGGUUUGACAGCUAGAUUGUUCUGAGUGUCUAGAUUCUUGAUUCAAGACAUCAGGUGUUAUAAAUUUACCUUUUUGGUUGGAAAGUGAGUUGGUCAGCUGAGUUAAAAGCGUGAGAAGAAGGUGGCUGUCCCAAAUGGUAGUGAAUUGCAUUUCCCAAUUCAUUUUGGAAAAGGGAUAUGCUGUUGUCACACUUGCAUUGCACUGUUGCUUUCAAAUAUAUUUAUCUACACACAGCAAGUCAUUUCAGCUUUUGCUUAUUAAAGGGAAAAUAAAAUAGCACUUGUUCUGUGAAUAAUUUGGCUUCUAAUAACAAUCCUUUAGUUUGAGAGGAUGUCAGGCUUUGUCACUUAGCACGUGUGACGUACACCUGUUGUACAAAUUCCAACAAUGUAAGCGAUCUUUAUUGUGCUGAAUGAUACAAUUUGCUCAUAAUCACAGGUGAGAAGCCAUCUGAAUCAGGCUUAUAUUCAAGAAUUACUGAUUGGCUUCAAUCCAGAGUAGCUAUUUUGGUCGGUAGGCAGCAAUCCCACAUAUUACAGUAACCUUCUGUGACAUUUUUGCUUUGAUAACUCAUUCUGUCAGAAACAAGCCACUGCUUAGUUUUUAAAGUUUACUUCUUCAGCUCUUAGAUGAACUGCAGCACAAACAUAGGAAAAAUGCCCUUUCCCCCAAACUGGAUUUUGUAGCAUAAAAUAAACUCUGUCUAGAUGGACAAAGUCGUACGGUGAUUCACACUAAGUCCACAUGAAGAUAACGUGUCUUAACAGUGCUGAGUGCUCAAAAAACAUAUGGUAGACUUUUGAGACUUGCUGUACUUAUUGCAACCCACAAUCCCAAUUCCUGCUGGGUCUUCUUUUUGUAAUGACUGCUGAGUCAUGUAACUUGGUGGUCGUAAAAACUGGCAUGUGGAUCCGCAGGCUUUUCAUGGAGAUAGUGAACGAUAGUGGAUGAUCGUUAAAACACUUCAUUGAUGGCUAAUUCUGAAUUUCAGGCUUCUGGUGCACAGAUGAAGAAAAUCUUUUAAUCCAUUUAAAAUGCAAUUCCUUUGCCCUUUUGGGUGCUGAGGCCCUGCCACCACCUCUAAUCCAUCUUGUUCAGGCAGCAAGCCUCAUUCACUCAGCCUCCCUGUGAACAAUAUCACUUUUAUUGUAUCCUUCACUUUGUUGAAAUCAAUCAGUUGCAAAAAGCCGACCCUCCUGGUCUAUGAGUCACACAGCUUCUAUUCAGCUACUAUACUUCACCCACUGGGCUGCACUCCAGAAGUUCUUGCAAGCGCCUUUCUUUCCACUGACAUCCAGAAACUGUAGUUUAUCUUUCUUAAAAAACAAAUAUGAAAACAAGAGAAAAGAUUGUGUCUGGUUACACAGCUGCAUCAUCCUGAUAUAUCAAGUGUGUUCUUGUUAUACAAGAAUGGCAGGAGUUUUUUUGUUUCCAUUUUUAAGUGUAGGUUCCUUCCCCCCCCCCCCCUUCCUUGGAUUCAGAAGGCUGGAUGUUUAUGUGAUUCUGUUUUUGUCAUUCUUAAUUGUUGCCAGGACACUGGUGAUAUUAUCUGAGUUGCAAAUGCUAAUCAUAAGAAUGCACUCAGGCCCAAUGAAUUUAAUAGCCUCAAGCUGUUAACAAACAUAUAUGAGACUUAACAAAGUAGCCCUGGAAAUGACAGAAACAGCUGUGGAAUUUGCAGCAGUCAAGUUUUCCAUCUGGCUCUUUCUAUAGCUAAACACUGUGGACAGAUUGAGAAAGUAAUGAUCCACAAGAGGUGCACCCAUUUUGUGUGGGUUUGGACUGCUUGCUACAGUACAAAACACACACAUCCAAUGUAUGUUGUGUGAUUGAAAUUUAGAUCGCUUUAUGCCAGUAAAUUGUCACAAUCAUAGUCUUAGAUUUUUUUAUAUAUAUAUGGAGGAAAGUUACCGUUUAAAACACUGUCUAAAUGCACAUUUUAAAAAAUCUAGUUAAUACGUUUAUUGCUCUAGCUAAAGGCUAUGACAAACUUGUAGCAAUAGUAUUACUAAAAUAAUACAGAACACACAUCCGUUAUAUAAGCCAACAUUGGCUUAUAAGUAAAGAGAGACGAUACCAGAGACACCAACAAGCUUAAAUCUAGCUUGGUUUUAGAUUGAACCUUUGAAUCACCGCAACAACUUAGAGUGAUUUUUAUUAAACUCUUUUUUCUUGGUUAUUUUAUUUUAUUUUGCAGCCAGUGUGUAGAGUGGCAUUCCCUGUGUUACGAAGCUGCUGUUGUCUCUCAAAAGAAGCCAAACCAUUUAUGUUGGGUUGUACCUGCUUGCUUGUGUGAACCAAGGUUUCAGAAAGCGAUCUCUUGGGUCUCUAUCUAAGGGGCAGGCUAACGGGUAAUGAGUGAUGUCUUUCACCUGAGGCUGGCCGCAAAUAAAAAGUCUGUCUGCAUAUGGGACCUUGUUUUGGCAGCCAUCCAAGGCUUCAGUGGGCAUCACUUAGAAACACAUCGGAAUAAAGACAUUUCUUAAGGAAGCUGGUGAGAGUUUGGUUGGAUAACUAGCGCUAAAAUGCUCUGUUCUCAGGAAAGGAUACCAAGGGGAAAAUUUGUUGUUUCUAAUUAAUUGCAGAUCCUUUCUGUAUUCUGCCCAGAAGAGCCAAUCCCUUAGUUGGCACUUAUUCAAGGUCAAUGCAGAGCUCAGUUCUGGAAAAAUAAUAGUCUAAAAAUCUUGACAAGCUGCUUUUCAGAGUUGGUUAUCACCCACUUAAGUAUAGCACAGCACAGUAAAAUGCCCAAUUGACAUAGUAGCCAUUAUUUUAAUAUUUUUUUAACUGAGUGCAGUCUGCUCUUGCCUUAAUUGUUGGCCACCCAGAUUCUGUAUGAAGAUGAGUUGCUGAUAUUCCUGAUGGUAAGAGUAUAGCUUCCAAAAAAGUUAUUCUGCACAGUUUCCAAAGCUUUAAUCAGACCCCAGAUCUCAAUGCCAUAUAAAGCAUUAGAGUAAGCACUUUGCUACCAAAUAUAUUUAGGGCAGAUUCAAAAGGUUGACCUCCCUUAUUUUAAUAGAACUUCAUCAAUGUCCCUAUGGUUUUCUGUGCUUUGAUUUUCACUGGCUCCAUAUGAUUACAGUGGUACCUCGGGUUAAGUACUUAAUUCGUUCCGGAGGUCCGUUCUUAACCUGAAACUGUUCUUAACUUGAAGCACUGCUUUAGCUAAUGGGGCCUUCUGCCACCAUCGCGCCACUGGAGCACGAUUUCUGUUCUCAUCCUGAAGCAAAGUUCUUAACCCAAUGUACUAUUUCUGGGUUAGCGGAGUAUGUAACCUGAAGCGUAUGUAACCUGAAGCAUAUGUAACCCCAGGUACCUCUGUACUUCCAAGAGAGAGUUUCACCCAGAGUGUGCCCAGGUAUCUAAAUGAGCGAGUUUGGGGUUUUUUUUUAUUUUUGUGUGGGUUUUUUUGUAGCUUGCUGUACCAUUUAUAUCUAGGACUGUGUUUGCCAAAAACCAUUAUCUUGGUCUUAGAGUAAUUUAUAGAUAGGCUUUCCUGUUUACAGUAUGUACUGAACACCUCCAGGAGAUUUUUGAGGCCCAAUCAGGAAAGGGAGGAGCACUAAAUCAUCUGCAUACAUCUAGAUUGAGAUCUUUCUGUUCCUAAUUAUUGGAGAGGGGAAGUACGCGUUGGCUAAAUAUGACAGCAGAUCAUUAAUAUAAAAGUUUAAAAGAGUGGGAGUCAGAAUGCAGCCUUGCUUCACUCCUCAUGACAUUUUAAAGGCACCAGUCAUACCACCGUCUAAACUUCCUCUGACCCUCAUUUCUGUGCUGCCAUAUAGUUAGCUUUUGGAUUAAUAGCAGGUGUAUAGUCGAUGUUAGCAAUAUGAAAAUUCCCAAUUAAAAUUCUAUUCCAACCCAUGUGCCAAAUUUAUGUCAAACAGAUAAAAGAAAUGUAUUAAUUAGCACAUCCUGACGAUAUCAUUUUAGUCAUAUGCACUUCCUAGAACAGAGUAUAUAGUUUUGCCUGAGAUCAGACUGACAAGGAGAACAAAGAAUAGGAGGAUGGUGUCAGGGUGACAUAAGAGACUAGGCAAUGAUAAUUGCUUCACUAACGGGGGGAAAUGCUAUUAAGAUCCCCUGUAAUAUUCAGUCUGCAUUUGUAAAGUAAAUACAUCCCCUCGUUGUGUGUGUUCUGCUGCCGAGUGGAGGAAUUGUUUUAAUUUGUUUAGGGCUCAUCAAGAGCAUCUGUUCAAACAGGAACUAGAUCGGUGACUUUAUUGUCUAAUUAAAUGAAUUAAAUAAUUGUUCUACAAAGGGACUAAUUGGUUCCUGUCCAUUCUUUCAAGUGAUUUGCAUUGGGACCCCUGCCUACCCCCUACCCGCAAAUAAUCAACUACACAUAUACAGUGGUACCUUGGGUUAAGAACUUACCGUAUUUUUUGCUCUAUAAGACUCACUUUUUCCCUCCUAAAAAGUAAGAGGAAAUGUGUGUGCGUCUAAUGGAGCAAAUGCAGGCUGCGCAGCUAUCCCAGAAGCCAGAACAGUAAGAGGGAUCCUUGCUUUCGCUGCGCAGCGAUCCCUCUUGCUGUUCUGGCUUCUGGGAUUCAGAAUAUAUUUUUUCUUGUUAAUCCUCCUCCAAAAACUGGGUGCGUCUUAUGGUCUGGUGCGUCUUAUAGAGCGAAAAAUUCGGUAAUUCGUUCUGGAGGUCUGUUCUUAACCUGAAGCACCAUUUUAGCUAAUGGGGCCUCCUGCUGCUGCUGCACCGCCGCCGCACGAUUUCUGUUCUCAUCCUGAAGCAAAGUUCUUAACCCGAGGUAAUAUUUCUGGGUUAGUGGAGUCUGUAACCUGAAGCGUAUGUAACCUGAGGUACCACUGUACACUGAUCCAAUGAAAUGAUUUUGGAGUCCUUGUGGAGUGUUCAAUGAAAAAAUAACACCUCAUGUAGCAGCAACAGAAAAGUCCAUGCUUGGGAAUAAACAACAACAACAAUCGUUUUGCAACCCUUACAACAAGUCUGUAAGGCAAGUCAGUAUUAUUAUUUCCUAAAUUCCAGAUGGGAGGACUGAGGCUUAGGAGGGAUUGCCUAAGACCAAUUGGGUUCAUGGCAGAGGUGGGAUUCAAACCAGGGACUUACCGAUUUAUCACUCAGUCUCUUAGCCCUGCAUAUGGGAUAUUGCAUAUGGGAUAUUGUGUAUAGCAAGGGGUUGUCAAUGUGACCCUCUUCAGAUGCUCUUGGACCACAACUCGUAUCAUCGUCCAACAACAUCUGGAGGUUCCUGUUGGCUAUCCCUGAUUACGUCUAUCAGGAUUUCCCAAACUUGGGUCUCCAGCUGUUUUUGGACUAUAGCUCCCAUCAUCCCCAGUUAGCAGGACCUGUGGUCAGGGAUGAUGGGACUUGUAGUCCCAAAACAACUGGAGACUGAAGUUUGGGGAACCCUGAUGUAUACUAUACACUGUAUAGGGUCACCCUACGUUAAUAGGUGAUCAGCCAUAAAAGGUGUAGGAAAAAGAGAGCUAAAAUAGUCAAAGGGGUGUUGCACCUUCCAUAUGAGCCAAAUAUCAAACCUUUAGAGCUUAAAAAAAAAUCAUUAUUUUUAAAUGAUAUGGAGAGAGAAGACAAUGCAGGUCUAUAAAAUAUUGGAGAGAAAGUAGCUAGAUUCCCCGACGUUCCUUGUUCUCAUUACAUUAGGAUUAGAGGACAGCCAGUGAAAAUUAGUUGGCAAAAAGUCCUUCUUCAGGCAAGGCAUACUUAGCAUGGAAUUCAGGGCCUCGAGAUGCAGAGGUGGCUGCUGGCUUAGAUGAGGUGGUCAUUGCUAAAAAACCUCUUUGAAUGUCAAUUUCUGGGGGAUAAGCAAUAGGUUUAUUGCCAUCAUUCUCACUGCCUGAGGCAUCCCAGAAUCAGCUGGCUGGCCAUUGUGGGAAACAAUAUGCUGCUCUAGAAUAAGCCCUCAGUUCGUUGCUGCAGGGCUCUACUUCAGGAAAACACAGCUGUGGCUGGACUUCUGUGUCAGAUGUUGGUGAUUAGAGCUGACCACAUACUACAGAAUGUGGGUGGGUAGCAUAUGGUUAUCCUGGUUGCUUAAAAAUCCUCCUUCCUUCAUUUUCUUACUUCGACUAUAGGUUAGAUGUUUGUUCGUUUUGUUGUCUUUUGUGGUUCAUCACUUGUCUUUGGAAGACGCUCAGUUUCAUUUUGCAUAUUCGUUAUGAUAAACUAAAGGAAAUCUUGCCGGGUGGUGGCUGCUCUUUGCUUCUUUUUACUGUUUGUGUACAUGCACAAAGAGCAGUCAUAACUGAGGCUUCCUGCAAAAAACUGUUACAUGGAUAAAAUUAUUUGCACGCCCACUGGUGCACAUGCACUAACAGAUACUUUCCCAGGGCCCCAGUAGCCACGUGGAAAGAAUGCUGAUGGAGGCAGUUCUGGGAAAGCAAAGCUUGAUCCUGGCUUUCAGCAGGAGGACUGGAGGAGCAACAACAUGGCCACAGUCUCCUCUUUGAGAACCCACAUGUUUGCACUAAGCCAUAGUUUGGUUUAACUUUACAUGCAAACCAGCUCAAUGGUUCACCUCUUUUCAUAUCGCCAAAUCGUAUGGAUAAAGCUACAACCAGGGAAACCACACAGCGCUCUCAGCUUUUACGAGCCCUCCUGCUACAUUCUGAGUGAGAUAGAAUCGUAGAGUUGGACGGGAUCACAAGGGUCAUCUAGUCCAUACCCUUGCAAUUCAGGAAUCUUUUGCCCAGUGUGAGGCUCUAACCCACAACCCUGUUCUAAAGUGACCAGAGACCCAGUGUAGGGCCUUUUCAGUUAUAGCACCCCACUUUGACACAUGCUGGAAAGCUGCUCUGGUGCUGUCUGUGUAAUAUUUUCAGUCUUUUGCUAUCUCUUAGCUUUAGUCUGGCAUUGUUGUUUUUCUGGUGUUCAUAGGAGUUGCUUUUGUUUUGUUUUAUUGUGUUUUAUUGAUAUUUUAUUUACUUCAACAUACAAGCUGUGAUGGUGGUUGUUUUUAAUAUAAAACAAAGCCUAUGAACUUUUGAAAGCGAACAUGGCUGCCCUCUUGUUUAUACAGUCAUACCUCGGGUUGCAAACGUGAUCCGUGCGGGAGGCACAUUCGCAAGCUGCCGCAAUUCAGCGCUUAUGUGUGUGACAUCAUUUUGUGUUUUUUCGCAUGCACGAGCGCCGAAACCCAAAAGUAACCCGUUCCGGUACUUCUGGGUUCGGUGCAGUCCUCGACUCGAAAAUACGCAACCCUCAGCGUUCGUAACCCGAGGUAUGACAGUAUAGCGUAUGCUCCUCUUAAUGCUAAACAGCAUUUUCUGUCCUUGCCAUAAGGUAGGGUCCCUGUUGUUUAUAAGAAAAGUAGGGAAGCAGUUGAGGAUGAAGAUAAACUGAAAAAGUCUUCAUUGGGGCCUGUUCAGACUGCUGCCAAAAAUACAAGGCGCAAAAUCUCCCAAUGUGAGUUUGAAGAGCUGGGGAAAGGGCCAAAGCUGCAUAGUUGUAGGCAGAGGAGGAUCUAGAAUAGGUCCAAAAUCCAUUCUCUUGGCACAUAUAAACAUAGAGUUUUACGGGUGCUUAGAAUAUUGGCAGGAGUUAUUCUCCUAUACACCAAACUCAUGUUGUUUCAAUUUUAUAAAGCUUGUAUUUAUUUGUUCGCACCUGUGUCCUGUUUUCAUAACAGGGAGGGGGUGAAAAACUGUACUGACACAGACUGCAAAUUCUUCCCACUCUCCUGGGUUUCUUGUUGGAGUUGUAUCUGAGCAGGGCUACUAAGUUGAUACAGAAUCACCUAGCUAACAAAUCUGUUCACUAGUUUUUCUUUUGACAAGCGAAAGGAGGAAACGAAACAGAUUUUUCUCCCCAAAAAAGAAAACCCAGCAAGAUAAAAGCCAUAACAAAUCAAUACCAUGAACAGUUCAGACUGAAACUCCCCAUUGCAGAACUGUUGUGCCAGCAACAUACAGUGGUACCUCCGCUUCAGGUUACAGACCCAGAAAUAAUACCUCUGGUUAAGAACUUUGCUUCAGGAUGAGAACAGAAAUCGCGCAGCAGCGGGAGGCCCCAUUAGCUAAAGUGAUAAGGUAAAGGGACCCCUGACCAUUAGGUCCAGUCGUGGCCGACUCUGGGGUUGCGGCGCUCAUCUCACUUUAUUGGCCAAGGGAGCCGGCGUACAGCUUCCGGGUCAUGUGGCCAGCAUGACUAAGCUGCUUCUGGUGAACCAGAGCAGCACACGGAAACGCCAUUUACCUUCCUGCCGGAGCGGUGCCUAUUUAUCUACUUACACUUUGAGGUGCUUUCAAACUGCUAAGUUGACAGGAGCAGGGACUGAGGAACAGGAGCUCACCCCGUCGUGGGGAUUCGAACCGCCGACCUUCUGAUCAGCAAGUCCUAGGCUCUGUGGUUUAACCCACAGCGCCACCCGCAUCCCUUAGCUAAAGUGGUACUUCAGGUUAAGAACAGUUUCAGGUUAAGAACGGACCUCCGGAAUGAAUUAAGUUCUUAACCCAAGGUACCACUGUACUAUACAAGACUUUGGGGGAUUAUGACAAAUGAUGUGGCUGUGUAACCACUGUACAGUAAAUGCAUUUCUUCGCUGUUCCAACCAAAUGCAGUUAUACCUUGGAGGUCGAACGGAAUCGGUUCUGGGAGCCCGUUCGACUUCCAAAACGUUUGGAAGCCGAAGGUCCUGUAGCCAAUCGGAAGCCCUGUUAGACGUUCGGGUUCCAAAGAACGUCCACAAACCAGAACACUCACUUCCAGGUUUGCGGUGUUCAGGAGCCAAAACAUCCGAGUAACAAGGCGUUUGGGAUUCAAGGUACGACUGUAUGAGGAACUACAAGGAAAGCUGAAAAGCAGUCACUUGAAGGGGCCCCUUACUGCUGUUCCCGCCCUUAGCAUCACGUAUGCCACUAGCCCUGCCCACUGGGCACCUAUAACAACAACAACAAAAUAAAUAAAUAAAUAAUUUUUUAUUUGUAUCCUGCCUGCCCUCUUCGGCCGAGGCCGGGCUCAGAGCGGCUAACAUCAUAAAAACAACAUGAAACAUAACUUUAAAAUAUAAUAAUGAUAAUAAUAAUAAUAAUUAAUAAUAAUAAUAAUAUCCCGCCCUCCCCAGCCGAAGCCGGGCUCAGAGCGGCUAACAUCAAAUGUAUAACACAUUAACAUAAAAUCAGACAAUCAAUUAAAAUACAUCCUCAAAUCAGAUCAGGAUCAGAAUAAAAUCCAAUCAGAUGGAAACCCGCAGAUUAGGGUUGGGGACCUUAAAUGCUCACCAGGUCCAACUGUUUGCAACCUACAUCACAAAAGUAACAUUCAACAAUCAUUAGGUCCAGUCGUGGCCGAUUCUGGGGUUGCGGCGCUCAUCUUGCUUUAUUGGCCAAGGGAGCUGGCGUACAGCUUCCGGGUCAUGUGGCCAGCAGAACUAAGCCGCUUGUGGCGAACCAGAGCAGCACACGGAAACGCCGUUUUCCUUCCCGCUGGAGCGGUACCUAUUUAUCUACUUGCACUUUGACGUGCUUUCGAACUGCUAGGUUGGCAGGAGCAGGUACCGAGCAAUGGGAGCUCACUCCAUCGCGGGGAUUCGAACCCCCAACGUUCUAAUUGGCAAGUCCUAGGCUCUGUGGUUUAACCCACAGCGCCACCCGCGUCCCUUCAACAAUCAUUAGGAUAGUAUAAAAUAUUAAUAAUAUCAACAUAUAAAAGUUAAACAGAAAUCCACUCAACAGUUACAAUAAAUAAUUUCUAAACUAUAAUCAAUAAAACAAUGGCAAGCCACAGUACAUAAAAUAAUACAAUACACAUUGAGAAGCAGAGACUAGAGGGUGGGACAAGGCAAGUGGAAGGAAGCCUUGCCUGAUGGAGUCUCUCCCCUCGCAGUUCUUCCUCCAGGAACAGCUCUCUUAUGAGUACUCCUAGGACUCCUCUGCAUUUCCUUUCUCCCUGCAUCUGCUCAGAUAUAGGCUUCCUCUGCACAGGCAGAAAUCCAUGCCAACAGAUGGACAUAUGGGGGCUAAGCCCCGCUCCUCAGUCACUGGGUAAAGCUCCUCCAUGCAAUUGAUGUAUGAAUAAAGAUAAUUAUUUGAGAGAAAAUAAUUCAAUAAGACAUCGUUCUGCUAACAGGAAAGCUAUUUAGUAAAAGGGGUGCCAAAAAAACCUGUUGCAAAAAUACAGUACUGGAAAUAACCCAGAGCAGAGGAGACCCAUUUUAAGCAUUAAUAGAAUAGAGAAAUAGGGCAUGAUAUGUCUGUCCAAAAAUGGAAACUAAUAUUCUAGCAGAAGAUGAAUUUCCAUCGCGUUUAAAUUUAAAAGUGCUUCCAUAUAACAUUCUUUAUACAAUGCUAUAGAAACAAAGUAGAAUCCACAAAGUUAAUGCAUUUAUUUAUUGGGAAUGGGCCGUGCAUAUAAUUUGUGUUGCGCUUAUCUGGUGGAAUUGUCUAAAGAUGGGCAAAGUGCUUAUAGAAGAAUCAGCUGGACAAAGGCUUCAAAAAGAAACAAAAAUAAUCUUGGUAAGUAUUAGGUAAGCUAUAAAUGCCAAAGAGUGUUUUUGAUGAGCUUAAUGGUAGCAACCACAAUCACCUGUGCCGGAAAUUGGAAAAGUGAGUGCAGUUGCAGAAUUAAAGGAGAAGGUGGCCCAGGGUUUGGUAGGUUACCGAAAACUAACUUUCAUAGCAUUGGUUGAAAAAUUGUAAUGUAUUAGAAAUACGGUGAAAUGUAGUCAACACUUCUCAGCAUUUGGAAUGAAAUAUAUUUUAUGACAAUUUCAUGGUAAAUAUCUUAAUUCAAAAACAACUAAAGCUAUUGAACAAAGGAGGCUGCCUUGUACCCAGUCUCAUUAUUAUUGUUAGUACAGUGGUACCUCAGGUUACAUACACUUCAGGUUACAGACUCUGCUAACCCAGAAAUAGUACCUCGGGUUAAGAACUUUGCUUCAGGAUGAGAACAGAAAUCGUGCUUCGGCGGCAGCAGGAGGCCCCAUUAGCUAAAGCGGUGCUUCAGGUUAAGAACGGACCUCUGGAACGAAUUAAGUACUUAACCCGAGGUACCACUGUAUUGUUCACAAUGAUUGGCUGAUGCACUUCUAUGGGGAGGGCAUUCUUGAGCAGCUGUCACAGAGAAUGCUGUCUCCUGGGCUGCCAACCUUCAACUUCUGAAAGCUGUGGAACUCCUAAGAGUAGCCCCUCUGCUGAUUUAGCACCUUGCAGUGUGCAGGAUCAGUCUCUAAGAUACAAUCCUAGCCAGUAAUAGAAGCUCCCUUCACUCUUCUGGGUAUGUGGUUCCUUCCAUAGCACAGAGGGGACUAGAUGGAGUCUUAGUCUUGCCUGUGGAAGGAGUCCUAGCAGCUGUGCUGGGUUUGCCGUUCACAGAUAGAUGCCGCUGUAGAAGUUCCCAUGACUCCUCUUAUUCCUGGUUUUAGGGCAGACUCAGUGCUAGGCUUCUUCCUGCAAUGAGUCGCCUUCCCAAACUCACAGGAUACUACAACCCAAGAGGGUGUGUAGGGAGAGAGGUGGUCUUCAUAACUACAGUCAUACCUCGGGUUGAAGUAGCUUCAGGUUGAGUGUUUUCGGGUUGCGCUCUGCGGCGAUCUGGAAGUAACGGAGCGUGUUACUUCCGGGUUUCGCCUCUCGCGCAUGCGCAGACGCUCAAAAUGACGUCACGUGCAGACGUGGGUUGCGUUCGCUUCAGGAUGAGAACGGGGCUCCGGAACAGAUCCCGUUCGCAUCCAGAGGUACCACUGCACAGGCAUAACAUUAUUUCUAACUGGUUGCAAUGGAACUAGCAACACUUAGCCACCCUUGGUUUAUAUAACAUAUUUUAUAUGAUUCCUCCCCCCCUCCCCAUUUGCUAAUUUUUGCUGUGCGGAUGACUUUUUUAUUAUUUCCUGUUUCAGUGACCUUGAAUAAGAAUUUAAAAAGAAUAAAGUAAACACAAGCAAUGUAGUCUUGCUGGUGCUUGCAGAUCUUUUGUUAUUUGCCUGGAAAAUUAACCAUUGUCUUAUGUUAGGUGCUUCUCAUUAAAUUGGUGGCGAUAACAGCUAUAUCUCCUAUCUACCCUAUUUUUAGGUGUUCGAAAUCUUAUUUCCCUUUAAAGCAACUUUUCUUCCUGUUUAUUAUAGUUCUUGAAUGGAAACCCCUGUGUUCAUUCCUUUCUCCCAAAUAUGACAUAAAACUGUGGAACGAAUGUUUUAGAAUUUGCUCCGUCCUUGAGGAAAUAAUUUGUAAAGGGUAAUUUUCGUGUUGACCCCCCAGAAACAGGGCAAAAGCAGAAACAAAAGAGAAGAGAUUGUAUAUCAUGUCUGAAAACUUGGCAUAUGCUGAAAGAUAAGUUUGCCCUCUGGGCAGUUUUUUUUUUAAUGGAAGAACAAAGAGUGUCCAAAGAAAACAUAAGCUCCCUGAUUUACUCAGUUCCAAGAUUUUGAAGAUAUCAUUAUAUGGAAAGUAUGCUGGUGCGUUCCAGCUGCUAGUGUCGAGAGAUAUACAUAUUCCCCUGCAUUUUGUGGUGUUAAGCUCAGGGUUGUAACUGAAAGAUGGACUAAUUAGAUCAAAUAGAUAUCACUUUGUGUCUUGUUUUUUUACAAUAUGAACGUGUUCUUCUUUGUUUAUUUGAAACUCACUUUCGUAGGACCUCUUUCCCCCAUCCAAGACAUGAGUUACUUUCAGCCAACUAUGUGUGAAAUCCUUAUUUUGUAAAGCAGCCGACACACAUCCAUGCCCAACACAUAUUUUAUCUCUCUAAAUCAGGCAUAGGAAAACUCAGCCCUACAAUUCCCAUCAUCUCUGGCCACUGGUCCUGUUAGCUAGGGAUGAUGGGAGUUGUAGUCCCAAAACAUCUGGAGGGCUCAGUUUGCCUAUGCCUGCUCUAAAUGCUUCAGUAUUCAAGUUUGUGAAAUGAUGGGUUGUUGCGGUUGCUGAACUCUUCACAACAUGCAUCACUGUGCACCAACAUGUUGUGUGGGGUGUUGUUGCAAUUGUAGACAAGUGGUCAUAUAGAUAGACGUGGACAGAAUUUCCAUAGGUUUCAUUCGGCUCACUCUAGAUUAUUUAAACCAGAAUUAUGUAAACUUUUUCAGAUACGAGAAGUAUUAAGAUUGUCUAAUUUUUUUGCUCGAGGGGCCAUAUGUGAACUAUUCUAGUCACAGAACUAUGUGCAAUGUUUUUAUCUCCUUGCAUUUAUUAUGCAAGUGUGAGUAUAUUUACAUCCAUUUUAAAGCAAGAGACCUUGAAGACUCUUUCUCAACACACUGAACUUUCCAAAGCUCAGUAGGUAUUUGGAGAGGGAAAUGCUGUUUUAGUAGCAGUAAACAAAGGCAUUCUUCAGUUGACAGCUGCUGUGAUUAACUAAUUAUCAUCAAGUGUUUAACUAAUUAUCAGUAGUGUUGGCUAGGCUUUAUUGUGAUUCAACACUGGAGCAAUUAAUUAUUUUAUACCACCUGAGCAAAGUGACAUUUGUUCAUGUUACCAUAAAAGGUAACAGGCUUUCAGUUUUAUUCAGGCUGAGUGUUAAAUUCUUACUGAAAUUUGAUUGCAGUCAAACCUCGGGUUACAGCCGCUUCAGGUUGUAUUUUUUUGGGUUGCGGACUGCUGAAACCCGGAAGUACCAGAACGGGCAGUCGCGCAUGCGCAGAAGCGCUAAAUUGCACUUUGUGCAUGCACAGAAGCACCGAAUCGCAACCAGUGCGUGCACAGAAGUGGCGCUGCGGGUUGCAAAUGUGAAUCCUGCACUGAUCACAUUCGCAACCCGAGUGUUCACUGUAUUUGUUUACAAAACAGGCUUCAUUUUCUUUGAAGAAUACUCUUUUGAUUAGAGCAAGGCGGACUGAGAAAUAUAUACAUAUAGCAAAGUUGGUAGCAAAGUUUUUUGUUUUAAGAUCAUUGAAAUGCUGACCUGAAAUAGUAAUCUCUAUACUAACGAGUCUAAUUUGUUUCAUCAACAGGGACCUGCGGUUUAAUAGGAUUAAAGAAAUCCAGCCUGGUGCAUUUAGACGGCUUAAGAAUCUGAACACCUUGUAAGUUUUAUCCCUCAUAAAACCUACUUUCCUUUUGUAAACAGUUUAACAAUUUAUUAUAAUAUUUACAGCUGGGGUGGGGAACCUGUGGCCCCCCAGAUACUACUAGACUCCCAUCAAAAAGUUUAGGUGAUACACCCAGUUAGAAAUUUCAAUAGAAGCCAAAUUGGUUGGUGUUACCUUGUGACUGGACACAAAAAGCCAUUCUAGCCUUCAGGUGGUAGAAAGUCAGUCAUCUUCUAGUUUUAAGAUUGUGUUCUGGAACAGUAAAUUCAGUAUUCUCAAGCUGAACACACACACACACACACACAAACACACAAACACACACUGGGGGGUAGGGAGAGAGAGAGAGCACACAAAGGACAUCAUGCUGGUCCUUAAGAAAAAAAUCCACAAUCUAUAAGCGGGCAAUACCUUGAUUAGGUUCAACAACACCAACAAAAAUAAACUAAACAUUUGGACAAACUCCCUGACAGUAUGAGCUGUUUGACAUUCAACACACUACCUCACAAGGUGCUUGGCUAUCCUUUAAUAGAGGCUGUUAAGUAAAUGCUGGAUUGCAACCCAAGAGAGAUGCUGUUUUAGUUUAGUGAAUCCUUGCAUUGGCAGCAGAUUGGAAUAGAAUAUCUUCGAAGUUUCUUCCAAUCGUGUGAUUCCAUGAAAAUGUCACACAGUAGUGAGUAAGCUGUCAGUUGCCUGCUUCGGUCUGGUUUGUAGGAGAACUUCUUAAAUUUAUUUCAAAUUGCUGAAUGUUAUUGCAGUGCAUGAUGAUGAACGAUCUUUUCCUUUCUCAAUAAUUUAAACAGCUGUCUCAGUUGAACCCAGACAGUUUAGAAAGAUUUUGAAAAGGAUAAUGAAAUUCAACUAACAGUUGUAAGAAAUCACUUUAAGCUCAUUUUGAUUUUGUUUCUGUGUGGUGCAGUUGCAAUUUCUCAGAAAAAUGUACUCUGAGGGAGGAAAAAAAGUAAACAACUAUUUUCAUCUAUUUUCUAGACUUCUGAACAACAAUCACAUUAAAAGAAUACCUACUGGAGCAUUUGAAGACCUUGAAAAUCUAAAAUAUCUGUAAGUUGAAAUGCUUUUAUAAAGAAAGUAGGUACGAUGUAUGUGUUGCACAGUAAGCAAAAAAUGCUAUUUUUUCAUCUCUAAUGUGUUUAGAAAGUUGAUAGGAUUAUGAAAAUGAUAGCAGUGUCUGUGCUACUUAUUUCACUUCAUCCAAGACUAACUAUUAAACACCUCAGUUUAUUAGUAUUAAGAAACAAUUGCUAUGAACUUCAAAAAUAUAUUUUACACAUAGAAUUUUCAGUGCACCAUAACAGCGCAAGACACAACACACCAACCAACAGGUGUUAAGAAAGUACUUAAUUUUAAUGUUAGUGUGGCUAUCGCAGCAUCACAUACCAUGUCAUUGUGCUGGCAUCUGCAUGUGCAUUUUAAAGCUUUAUGGUAUUUCAGUCAGUUGUGUGUAAGAGAUGCAAAGUCUCCAUUUGUGGCAUGAUUAUAAGUAAGAAAUCUAGAUUAUUGUAGUGUUCCUGGAAUACCAAAGAAGCGUGGGGAUCUUCAAUUUUUUUCAGUGUGAAUGCUAAAUUUUAUGUCCUGUAAAGUGUUGCCUGAUUCAAGCUGAUAACUUUAUGGUUCAGUAUGUAUUUUUCUUAGCCAACAUGUUUCAGCCUUGGGUGAUAUUUGUCUUCCCAUUGUGAGUAGUUGUGAGAAAAUACCAGGUUACACAGAAUUCCAUUUGAGGAUUGUUGACAAGUUGUGGAGUCUUACUUUCCAUAUUUUGUGUGUGUGCUUUAGCCUCCAUUUGGGUUGUUGUUGUUUUGUUUUGGGUUUUGGGUUUUUGUGUGAGUUUGGGGUUAGAAAUCUGCAUCAACCAUGGUGUAUCUUCAUACAGACAAUAUUGUCAGAGCAUAUAUAAAAAUCGGAGUUUCACAACAAUUUGCAUGCUAAAUAGAGACCCAGAUAUAUGCUAAUAGAAUCUUUGUUAAACUAUUACAAAAUAUAAGCAAAAUGAAAAUGUCACAUGCGCAUAUGAAAUCCUUAAUAACAAUUAAUACUGUGGACCACCAACUACUUAGCACCUGUAAAAAUUCUCUUUCGGUGAUGAAUCUUUCAAAUUCAGGCAAGUGUUGAGCAGUCCUAAUUCCUUAAGAAAAGAAUUGGGUUGAAUUGUGUAUUUUUAGAAUUGUGUAUUAUUUAGAAGACAUCUGAAGGCAGCCCUGUUUAGGGAAGCUUUUAAUGUUUGAUAGACUAUUGUGCUUUAAUAUUUUGUUGGAAGCCGCCCAGAGUGGCUGGGGAAACCCAGGCAGAUGGGCGGGGUAUACAUUUAUUAUUAUUAUUAUUAUUAUUAUUAUUAUUAAUUUUAUUUUAUUUUAGUUUUAUUUAUUUUAAUUUAAUUUUAAUUUUAAUUAUACAUGUGUUAAAGCACUUUGGUUUAUUUAAUACAGUUGCACAGCAGAGAGAUACCUUGAAGCAUUUUCUUAAAUAUAAUACACACGAUAGUAUUGUGAAUAUUCAUAAUUCACAAAUACAUUACUAACAUCUGCACUGAAGAGAACAGUAGGUGUAAAUGUGAUGACCAAAAAAAUCCAACAAAUUAUGAUUUCAGAAAGAAUUUGACAGAUUCUAAUUCUUUCAAUAGUGUGUGCAGUACUGAUAAACCAGCAUUGUGAAUAGAAGUCAAAGCGGGAAAGGGCUCAUAAUGAGGCUAUAGAGUAGGACUAGGGAACUUGCACCUGGGAAACUGUAUGCGGCCCUUGGAGGCUUCACAUCUGGGGCUUCUCCUCCUUGUCCUAAUUUCCUCCUAGUCUUCUGGAGGAAUUGCAGCUGCUGACACCCACCCCAGAUCCAGGACCCCGAUGUGAGUGUAGAAGCGUAAACUUUUCCCCUGCACUGCAGUCCCAGUCCAGACUGGGCCUGCCGCACCUGCGAUUUGCAUUGCCCAAAUAAUAAUAAUAAUAAUAAUAAUAAUAAUAAUAAUAAUAAUUUAUUAAUACCCCGCCCAUCUGGCUGAGUUUCCCCAGCCACUCUGGGCAGCUCCCAAUCGAGUGUUAAAAACAAUACAGCAUUAAAUAUUAAAAACUUCCCUAAACAGGGCUGCCUUCAGAUGUCUUUUAAAAAGAAGAUAGCUGCUUAUUUCCUUCACCUCUGAAGGGAGGGCGUUCCACAGGGCGGGCGCCACUACCGAGGCCCUCGGCGCUGGAUCUGUGUCCGGGCUGAACGAUGGAGGUGGAGACGCUCCUUCAGGUAUACAGGACCGAGGCCGUUUAGGGCUUUAAAAGUCAGCACCAACACUUUGAAUUGUGCUCGGAAAUGUACUGGGAGCCAAUUCAGAUCUCUCAGGACCUGUGUUAUGUGGUCACGGCGGCCACUCCCAGUCACCAGUCUAGCUGCCGCAUUCUGAAUUAAUUGCAGUUUCCGGGUCACCUUCAAAGGUAGCCCCACGUAGAGCGCAUUGCAGUAGUCCAGGCGAGAGAUAACUAGAGCAUGCACCACUCUGGCAAGACAGUCCGCAGGCAGGUAGGGUCUCAGCCUGCGUACCAGGUGGAGUUGGUAGACAGCUGCCCUGGACACACAGAAUUAACCUGCGCCUCCAUGGACAGCUGUGAGUCCAAAAUGACCCUCAGGCUGCACAGCUGGUCCUUCAGGGGCACAGUUACCCCAUUCAGGACCAGGGAGUCCCCCACACCCACCCACCCCCUGUCCCCCCAAAAACAGUACUUCAGUCUUGUCAGGAUUCAACCUCAAUCUAUUAUUUUGAUGGGAAACUUUCUUUGGCAACACGGAUUUCUGUUUCUGGGGGGCCACGGGAUCACAAGGGCAAAGACAGAGUCCCUUAAUGUCUCCUAGGGAUGCCCUGGUCCAGUUUGGGUCCCUGGCACUUGCAGUUUGCAACACACACACACACACACACACACACACACACGUGCACACACAAGCUGCAGAUAUGGGAGGCCUGAUCCAGAUCCAGAACACAGUGAGGGGCAAAGGCUUAAAGUCCCUUCUACCUCUAUGUCGGGGGCUUGAUCCAGAGAGCGUUUUCCUGAUGGUUGGCAUUUGUAUUGUGGUGGGGGAGGAACUCCCAUUGAAAUCAAUGGGAGGUUUUGCUCUAAUGCAGGUUGUAGUGAAGGCUGUGUUUGUGUAUGGAUGACUGAAUGGAUAGAUGUACAUAUCUGUGUCUGUGAAGAAGAAUAAAUGGUGGCAGAUGGGUGGAGAGAUGAGCAGUGUGUGUUUAUGUGAGUGUGACUGGAUAGAUAGGAGUCAGGUGUGUAUGAGAGUUUGGGUGACCAUACCCACCUCCCACCUCCCCCUUAUACAACAAUAAGUCACAUUUAAUGAAAUAGCUGAAAUCUGCAAGCUGAAAUUAUUGCAUUCCUGGUUAUUUAUGGCAAGAAUGGGGAACCUCCCAUUGAGGAGAGGACUACAUUCCUUUACAAAUAGUGGGUUGCAAGCUACUUGUGGGAAAUUGUUAAAUAACGUAAUUUGUCUACUGGAGGUAUAAAUCAAAAGAAACAGACCAUGUACGUUCCUCGUAGUGUUGUAAGAACAUUCCAAUGUUUUAGUACAGGGGUGGCCAACUCCCAAGAGACUGCGAUCUACUCACAGAAUUAAAAACUGCCAGUGAUCUACCGAUCUACCACCUUUCUGGGGAUGCAGGGCAAAGUUGUUGAGCUUUUCUUAGGGGUGGGACCAGAAAGGGACCUGGCAAUCGACCGCAAUCUACCAAAACCUCCCGGGGGUCUACCAGUAUAUUGCGAUCUAACUGUUGGACAUCCCUGUUUUAGUAGAUGGGGGAAAUAAAUUGUGUAUUGUGUUCUAAGGCACAAGGUACCUUUGACACCCUGAUUACUCUUCUUGAAUGGUAGCAGUUCCGUGAAACAAGAAAUAUUUGUGUAUUAAUAUACUCAUAGCACCCAUAAUGUUGCUAGUUAAAUAUUAGAAGAACGGUGAACUGGCAGAGGUUUGGCUUCCUCUGUGAACUAACAAAGAAACUAGUACAAAUAGGAUUAUCGUACCGGUCAGUUGACUGCCUGUUAUUUGACCCUGGUCAAUUAUCCAAUGAAGCUAAGGUUGCAACUGUGAAGAUGGCAGUUUAUAUUUUCCCCCUUAGCCCUGUGGCAGUCAGUGUCAGAUCUAGAAACAGAGGGUAGUUUCUCCUGCGGGUUACUGUCCAUAAGAUAUCCAUAAGCAGUUAUUAGUGACAAAGAUCAUUGCAUAGGACUAGCCAUCGCUUUGUUUUCCUUGCUAUGACCUAACUGACCUGUAAAAUUUGUUUGAUUGAUAGAACUUGAAAACACUAGGAAACAUGUAGCUGUUGAAAGGCCUAAGGACACAGCUGAACGACUCAAGGUUCUGUUGCAAAUGAGACUUUUAAAGUUCUGUGAUCAGGAAAUUUAAAAUAUUUUUGAUUGUUGAACUGAUAGUGACCCAACUCAUAGGGCUGUUCUUAUCACAAGUAAGAUAAAGUAUGUUGCUAAUUUAGUAUGUUGUAGAAAUGAUAAAGUGCAAUUUUUCUAGAAAAAGAAGUGCCAGAAAUCAUCAUGAAUGCCUCCCUUUUUCUCUUAUAAUGGUAAUGGCACCCACCUGAGAUGUGCUGGAACUGAGUUCCAGUGAGUUCCAGCUGGGGGGAAAAGCCCUGGCUAGGGCUUUAUGCAUGGUAACUGUUCUCUCUUGAGCAAUAUCCUAAAGAGUACAGAGACAAGACAAGGCUUUGGUGGUACCCUGGACAGCUCUGUGAAGGGCUCAGCCUGGAGACUCCAUAAGAACAGAACUCAGGUGUUGGUUCGGCAGCUGUCAUUCUUAGAUGGAGGCUUAAAUAGGAGCUACUGCUGUAUCCCAGUUGCCUGAAGAGAAAAGCCCCUUCAGUUAAAUGCUUAAUUAACUAUCUUAAGACAGAAGCAUUUUAAUAACCUGCCUAAGAGAAGAGGGAGAUUGAAAAACACAUGCUGUGCCCCACCUCAAAAGCACACUGUGAGUGUAUUGAAAGUGUUCAAGAAGCAAGACACAAGCUUAACAAAAACUUUCAUUUCUGGAAAGUACAGUUUAGUGUACUGGUAUGUAAGAUGGCAUGCAGCUUUUAUGUAGUUUUAUGCAUUCUCUGUGUGGGUGUGAGAAUCAUUCUCUGGUGUCUGAACAAUGGCUCAAGUUAACAUAUGAAGGGAAAGUCUCAGUCAUGCUGUCCUCUUUUCUGUGAUUGGAGUGACAUUUUUUAACCUGUCAGUUUCCAUCUUAUGUCUGUGGCUAUUUAGCAAGAGGUUUGCACACAUCCCUGUGAUGUAGUCUAUUACAAAUUAGGGUGGUUGGAUGCAAAAGAGGAUCGGGUUGCUACACCUUUAUUUGUUGUGUAGAACAAUAAGUUUUAGCAGGUGUACCUGCUUAAAUAUCUUCUACACAACUCUCAAAGGUGCAGGACCUUUGCUUUUUAAAAUCUUUUCAAAAUUAAUCAUUAAAUAAGAGGUCUCUGUACCAGCAAAUUUGUUAGUGAUCUUAUAAAAUUCCUCCCCAGUAACAUUUACCUUGUUUUGUGGCUUUUGAGAGUUUUAAGGGCUAAAUUAACUAAAGUCUGAUGGACCAGCGUUUCAUACAUUUGGGUUGUAUAUUCAUUUGGCUAUAAUUUUUGAUCUGCUAAUGUUUUUGUGAGAAUGGAGCAAUGAUCCUUUGGCUGGGAUGAAGCACUUUCUGAUAAUUGAAUAUCAGUAGAAACAUUACUGAACUAGAAUUGCGAUAAUAGUUUAUCUCAGUCCAGUAAAAAUAAAAAAAUACUUCUCCAAUAAUUCCAUGCAUUCUAGCUUCACUCAAGACUUCUAUGGUCCUAUAGAGAAGAAGACAAUUUCUGUAUUUCAUGCCUUUAAAGAUGCUCCACAGAUCUGCCAAUUGAAUUCUGUGGAGAUACAUUUCCAGAAGAGCAAAAAGAACCAAAAUCUAUUUGGUGUGUCAUCGUAAAUCCUGCGCAAAAUCUUAUUUGGCUUCCAGAGACCAUGGCAGGCAGAUGCUCAAGUUAAAAAGAAAAGAAAAGUGUUUUUGGUGUGCAUACAUGUCUUGUUUUGUUGCUUUCUAAUAUGUAUUUGGAAAACUGUCCUCACGUGUCGCCUUAAUUCCAUCCCACAUUAAUGUAGCUCUCGUUUGUGUAUACUAAUAUUACUGAUUGUUUCUUGUUUCAGCUAUUUGUACAAGAAUGAAAUCCAGUCAAUUGACAGGCAAGCAUUUAAAGGACUUGCCUCUCUAGAACAACUGUAAGUGCCUUUUCUCUUCUGUGCUGUCAUCUGCUUGGUUGCCUCAGAGAAAAAGUGCACGUUUUUGGUCGACAUUUCUUGCCUGCAUGCCUUGCAUGUCUGCACGGAAUGGGUUUCUAGUCCAACGUGGUUGCAAUUAGUGGUACGCAGAAAACGUGUCUGUCAAAUUCAUUCUGUCUGUGUUCAUAUUGUAUUUGUGAUUUACAUCUCAAGGCUAUCCGUUCACUUUAUAAUGACUUAAAGUGAGCAGACUCAAGUAUAGCAACAAGAAUUAAAACAUGUAUUAGGAUCCAGUUCUUCUGUUUCUUACAAAUACUUUACAGUUUUGAAUUUCGUGGAAUUAACUUAUGAUUGCCUCAAUGUAACCAGGUAGAAUUUAUGUUCUGAUUUUUCCCCAGCCUAUACUUUUUGCAAUUAAAGUAUUUUUAAUUUUGGUAUGCUUUUGGCUCAUCAAACCAGGGUGGAUUUGAUUUAAAUCAAAUCAAUUUAAAUCACUAGUCAGUAAGACUUAAUUUAAAUCACUAGUCAGUAAGGCUUGAUUUAAAUCUUUUUUUUUUUUUUUUAACAGAAAGACUCAUUCUUGCUGGUAUAAUCUUAAUAUUUACAACCAGAUGAAGGUUUCAUUUUUGGAGUAAUAAAUUAUCAGAGUAGUUUUUACACUUAUAUCAAAAAUUACUGAUUUGGUUAUAGUAUUAGAAAUACAUAGAUAAUUAUGAAAUUAUUGUGAGGUUUAAUAAGUUAACAGUUUAUAUUAGGACAACUUUUCUGCUGUACUUUAUUUGAAGGAGAAAAAUAAUCAUUUCCUUAACAACAAUUUAAGCAAUUUAUUUAAAACAAUAACAUUAUAGCAUAUGUAUCCAUGUUUGUUAACUGAUGUGGUUAAACGUGUUGUUGUUGUUUUUAAAAAAACAGACUGAGUUUUAGCACACUUGAAAAACUUAAAACAAAUUCUUACUUGCUGAUGAAUAGCCUUUGGACUAUAAUGUAACUUAAAUAGAAAACUAUCUUUAGAAAGGUUUUUCCUCCAGAAGCAUUUUAUUUUAAAAAUCCAAUUUAAAUUUUUUGAAAUACUGGUUUAAAUAAAUAAAAAAAAACCUUUUAAAAAAUCAUUGAUUUUUAUCCACCCUGCAUCAAACAGAGGAAAACUCAAAAUAUAGAAAAAUAUGGCUGGGGAACACACCCUGUAACCUACAGAAAACUAAACUCCUUAUGGAUUUCAGCGGGACAAGAGUACAUUUUGGCUGUGGGUGUGUGAAAUCGCAAUAGUCCUUAGUGCUGUGAUAGAUUCAGUUAUAGAUUUAACUACGUACAGUAUGUUUGAUGAGCUUCCAUCAGUCCCAGGCAGCAUGGCCAAUGGUCAAGGAUGUUGGGCGCCGCAAUGCAAUGAUCUGUAGAAAGCCACAAGUUGCCCAUCCCUGCCACAGCAUUUUAAACUUCAGUUGUGCAGUACACAACAACAUGAUUCUGCUAUAUUAGUAUCCCAUCAGAUAUAGCUGAAUUUCUGCAGAAUAACUCAUGAAGAAUUGUUGGGUGUGGUAGUUGAAUAUUUUGUCAGUGUGUAUUUAUUUAUUUAUUUGUUUGUAUGAAUGCCUAAUGCCAUAUUUUUGUUCUUAUUUUUAUGUAUUUUGAAGGGGUGGUAUAGAAAUCUAUUAAAUAAAUGAAUAAAAUAUGCUUUUAAAUGACAUUUUAGUGGUGGUUAAAGUAAGAAAGUCAAGCUGUAAUGGGCUUUAUCACAUUGAUUUAAUCUUCCAACUCAGAUCCCAUUGACUUAAAUCAAUAUAAGUCAGUGCAUGAGUCUAUGCACAGGAAGGAAGGAAGGAAGGAAGGAAGGAAGGAAGGAAGGAAAUUGACUUGCUGGAUCAGACCAAGGGUCAAUGUAGCCUGCCAAAACCUCUGGGAAUCUUGUCAGCAAGAUGUGUUGGAAGUAGCCUCCCCAUUUGCCUAUUCAUCUUUAAAUCAGAAGGAUACUUCUUUUGAUUAUAAGGGUUCCAGUUUAGCUAUCAUAGAUGGUCAUCAUCCAUAGAUAUAUUCUCCAUGAAUUUCAAAUGAAGCCGAUUUGACAAAAUUGUUGUCUGAGGUGGAUUUUAAUAUAUUAACUUUUCUUUAACACACACACAUCAGUUUUCAUAUUCGCCAUACUCCUGUGGUGUUGAUGCAGCACUAAGGUUUUCAGAAGGUGCUUAAGCUUUGCUGUAACUUGGUGAUGAAAUUUGAUGCAGCAGUUUGAUGUAUGGUUGCAAGCAUGAUGUAGAGUUACACACAGACAUUCAUUUAAGAAGUGACAUCAGACCAUCAUUCCCAUUUCCUAAGCACUUCUGUUGUGACAGCAGUGGGAUCCCAGAUGCUAACUACCUAUAUCAAUAGUGUUGUACCCAAUUGUGAAGUACAGAACAGCGUACGAUUUUGUUACUCCAAGUAGAACCACACACCUUUCUUUUUUUAUUUUGAACUUUUUCGGUUUUAAGGUGCAUGAUGAUGCUUUCAAAAAUUGCAUGCUUUCACUGUCCUAUAUAUCAGGUGGAGGUACAUUUUAAUGGGUGGUGGCGGAAGCAUUGCUCUGUAGAUUCUGCCUGUUCUUCUGCAAAAUGAUUCUUCACUGUACAAAAAAUGAUGUAACUUUUAUUGUUCUCUGUUAUUGCAACAUAUCCUUGGUUCGUUACUGGUAGAAUAUUAAUCACAGAAUAACACAUUUGCUCACAAUAGCUGUGUCCAGUGGCGUAGUGUGGGCGGGGGUCACGAGAGCAAUUGCCAUGGGUGCAAAAUUCUUAGGGGUGCAAUAUUUCAAAAGAAAGUAGUAGUAAAAUAUAAACAAAAUAGCUUAAAAGGCUUACAGAUGUUUUCAAACAGCUGUCAUUACUUCUGGGUGUGUUUUUGUGUAACUUUGAAGGUUGAGAAUAUGACUAGUAGAAUGUUCUGCCUUUUCCGUACUUGUAAGGACAACAUUCCUACGCUGGUCAUUAGUAUAAACAGAGAAGCUACUCUUAAUCCCAGUCUUUUUACCAAAUAUCAUUUAAAUGACAGUGAUGGAAAUGGAUGUAGGUACUACUCUGUUCUAGAGCUCACCGAAACAGGAAUGAAGAAGCAUGUAAUGUGAAAUUGAACUGCAUGCCGUAGCUUAUAUUGGACGUAAACAAUUAUUUCCUGUAUCAGUGUUUUGUAGAAGGUUAAAAUGGCCCUACUUGUGUAUCCCAGGCACUGCUGUGGCACAUGAUCAUAAGUGGGUCUGCUGCAUGUGUGCAUAAUAACAGCAUUUAUUUUUUUAGGUUUAAAUUUGAGCUGAAAGUUUCUCAUUGGAGAACAAAUGUAGAAUUGUAUUUCUUAACUAUUUCAUGUAAGCAAUGUAUGCUGAGGUAAGUGGUAGUUUGUUUACAGGAGAAAGAUGUCUGCCGUAGAUAAAGCAUAUGUUAUAUUUCGUGGAUGGAAACAUUAAUCACAAAGCAAUCAUCUUUUUUUUCUUUUUCUUUCAUUCUGAUUUGAGGGCCAGUAAGUUCAUGAAUCAGUUAAGAGCUCAUUCAUAUAUAUAUAUAUAUAUAUAUAUAUAUAUAUAUAGGAAUGCCAUCAAAAGCAAACAGAUUUGGAGAGGGUGCAUGGAGGGGGAAAGGUGUUAAGUUCUGCUGUGUUAGCAGGACUUGCUGCCCAACAACUUGGUUGAAUCCAGUCCCCUAUGCUUAAUAAACAAAAAUAUGACAUCACGUCCAAACAUUAUCCUUUAAUAUAAUGUUAUUCAUAGGUUUGUUCUGAAAUGUUCUGAAUCUCCUGGUGAUUGAUAUAUAGUGAUCCUACCUGAUAAUUUGUACUGCAUUAGUAGAUCAUGGGCACCACCUGUUGUAUAAAGGCUUGGGCUUUCUGUUUAAUGCAGGAUGGCUGUAGGAUCCAAGUUACUUUUACACAUUUUUUUUUUAAAGCAGCUGCUUUGGGACCCUUUAUUAAGCACACUGUGUUUCUGUGUCGUCUUAUUUCCCUGCCCCUUCCCCAACAGGUACCUGCACUUUAAUCAAAUUGAAACAUUGGAACCAGAAUCAUUUACCCAUCUUCCCAAACUUGAAAGAUUGUAAGUUUUGUUUUUGUUUACUCCCUCUUCCAGAUAGCAGCUUCCCCUCACAUGGAGGAUGACAGUCCCCAUGGCGACUCCUUAUAAUCCUAGACUGUGUACACAGCCCCAUUUACUCAACCUCCAAGUGCUCUCACUUCUGCUUUGGGAAGCGGUGUACGCGUGAUGUUAGCCACAAUCUAUAUCUUUCUUGUUGUCUCUUAAGAAAGGCUUCAUUUCGAUGUGUUUUUACCUAAAGCAGCACUGAUCUGGCUUGAGAAAAAGAACCACCUUGCUGUGUUUCAAGCCAUUAAUGUGUACACAGUCCAAGUUCCAAGCACAAGGCCUUCAUGCUGUUUGGAACCUCUCUUUUUGCAUACAUUUUACUCUGUGCUAAAUUAGCUAGUAAGGAAGCUGCCAUCUGGAUAAGCCCUAAAUAAAAUGUAGCCUCAGUAUAUAUAGUUUUCCCUGGGAGGAAAUUCUGUGCAGUAGCACUGCUGUGCUUGGACAUUGGAACUGAAGUUCAAGUCCCUGUAGCCACUGUUCUUGAGACAAAGUGAUCUCUUUUUUUUUCUCUUUCUCUCUCACACAUACACACCAGCCUGGAUUGACCCUAGGCUGGCCACCCAGCCUGCUGCUAAUCUCGCGGCACAAGUGCAAUUUGGAUUUUUAACUGCAAAGGAAAUAAAUUGCAGUUUAAAAUCCACUCAAGUAUCUCCAAGCACAGUUUCUAUUGAGAUAUUGGCAACCACUGCUUAGGCAAUCGGCUACCAUUUUGAAAAUGGAGCUGAGAGGAAGUGAGAAAGGAACUACACUGUAUGAUUACGCAGUUCCCUUUCCUCUCGGCUUGAUCUUCCAACUGGCAGGGCGCAGCAUGCCUGGUUGGCAGGGUGGGAGGGACUGGCGGGGGUGGGGGCACAGCUGGAAGUGGGAGCAGAGAGACCAGGGAACAAACUGGAAGAACAAGGCUGAGAGAAACGGAGGCUGCAAGAGAUUGAGAAGCAGUGCCGUUGUGUGCAGACAAUGUAGUGUAAGGGCUUCUGGCUGCACAGAAGUAAGGAUUUCUUUCCCCCCUAAAUCUGUUCUGCGAGUUCCCCAACCCACCAAACCAGUUUUGAGGCGGGUGCAUGAGGAGAAGAGAGGAAGUUCCAUUGCACAAGUGGAAGUCCUUUAGCUAUCAGAACUACUUUGCUAGAUACCACCCUUUGUGAGUACCUUGCCCAAAGCCCCCUAAAAUCUGGCAACAGCCAGAUUUGAUGGUAAAUUACUAACUUGAGGGUAAAUCUCAAUUUACUAGUUAAAACUUCGAUAAGCUUGAGCUGCAUCAUCACUUACAUUUUUACCAGAUGCCCUCAGCUUUCGAACGUAUUUUAUAGUCAUUAACAGGAAUAUUGGGUCAUUACUUAUAAAAAUACAAUGAUAUGCAGCAACAAAUACAUCAACAUGUUUUUUUUAAAAAAAGGAGUACAUAGGAAGCAUGCUAGACUGGGGAAAGACUGGUAUAAGGCAUUCAAACCGCUAAUUAGUAAAUGCAAUAUUUCAACAGAUUUUUACAUAACAACAGAAUAUCCCAUUUAAUUCCCGGGACAUUUAGUCACUUGGAAUCUAUGAAACGACUGUAAGUAAAUUUCCUUUCCCCCUUUAAAAUUGUACUUAAUCUUCUGUCAACUAACUCUAACUCUUUAAAGCUCUUGUAUUUAUAUGCCAUUUUCAGGUGGUAACUCUUGAUAGAGGCAGUAUCUAUCUCAUUGCUGACCUGCCAGUAUUUUAAGCUAGAUUUGUGCUAGGUACAGAAUCUCAGUGUUCAGCAGAUAAUACACAUUUGGCUCCUGAGCAAGCCCCUUCCUGUUUUUCUGACCUUUGGUGCUACAAAUGCAGAAAGGUUUCUAUUAUCUUAAACAGAGAGAGAGAGAGAAUACCUGUUGUAAUUGACAAUUCGUUCACGACCACUAGCACAGAUUCCUGGUAAAUAUAAAGAUUGCAGAUCUGUCACAGUAACUUGCUCUCUCUCUCGCAUUACAUCUGUUUCUUUCCCAAAACCAAUUCCUGUAUUCCAGUGCAGUGAGUAAUGGUGCUAUUGCUAUUAGUUGAGUAAACUGUGGACCAGGGUCGUAAAUUUUUUUACAGGAGUCACUGCUAAACAUUAGCCUGAACUCUUCCUAUCGUAUCUUCAUUUCACCUUGCUUCAUCUGGAGAAGGAAAUAAAUUAACCUCUAGUUUUACAUGUUUUAUCUUGACAAUUAUGAGCUUCUAGUGUGUAGACUGAAUAAUGACAGCUUUUAAAAAUCUUGGCGGCUCCUAUUUUUAUUAUUAUUAUUAUUUUAGUCACUCAUCACAUUGUGUUUUAUUAAUAUAACAACAGAAGGAGGUGGUUUCUUCAUGUAUCACAAAACUGCACCGUUUAAGUUUAUUAUUCUUAAGAUAGAUAGAUAAAACUUUAUUCGCAUCAGUCGAUGGCCAUAGCAACAAUAAAACAUUACAAUAUACACAGAAAAAAAGGAAAUUUAGUAUAAAAGCACAGUUUAUUAAUCUUAAGAGAAAUAACAUGUAAUAAUAUCUGUGUGUCAUUUGAUGGGAAAAUGGAGUUGGGUGGAGAGGAGAUUUGGAAUCAGUGGCAGUAUUUUAACUUACAGCUGCAACAUUCCAUUUUAUCCCAGGUGGAUCUCAGCAACACCAUAGUUUUAAAUACUAUUCUUUCAAAUUGUCUCUUAGCCCCCCCUUCCCAAUCCUUCACUAAACACACCCCUUGAUUAAUUGCACUCGGGUUGUAGCAACUGACUGAAGUCUGAUGCAGAGUAACCUUAGUCUGACUCUCAAAUUUUCUUCAAGUAAAGACCGCUUCAUUCAGUACAAGGGUUGUAGCUGAAGGGUCACAAUUCACUUUUAACUGGUGCCAAUGAAAUUAGGAUCUCCUGGCUUUCAGGUUUCCCACUAGCAUUCUGCAUAAUGUUACAGCAUCUCACAGUACGUACGUGUCAUGCUUGAUCUCAUUAAUAUGUACAGUUUGUUGUUUUGUCCAGGCGUCUGGAUUCAAAUGCACUUCACUGUGACUGUGAAAUACUGUGGCUAGCAGAUUUGCUGAAGACAUAUGCAGAGUCCGGUAAUGCGCAAGCUGCAGCUACUUGUGAAUAUCCAAGGAGAAUCCAGGGAAGAUCAGUGGCCACAAUAACACCAGAAGAACUUAACUGUGGUAAGAUGGAUUGAUUGUGUGUGUGUGUAAUUUGCCUCCAUCUGUCUGUUUCCGGGGUGGGUGGGGAUGAUAUCUAAAUUUUGUUGAGAAGUACAUCUUGCCCAUGUGUACUUCAUACAGUGGUACCUCGGGUUAAGUACUUAAUUCGUUCCGGAGGUCCAUUCUUAAUCUGAAACGGUUCUUAACCUGAAGCACCAAUUUAGUUAAUGGGGCCUCCUGCUGCUGCCGCGCCGCCGGAGCACGAUUUCUGUUCUCAUCCUGAAGCAAAGUUCUUAACCCGAGGUACUAUUUCUAGGUUAGCAGAGUCUGUAACCUGAAGCGUAUGUAACCUGAAGCAUAUGUAACCCGAGGUACCACUGUAUUAACAAUAAAUGAUUUAAUUGUUUCCUGGGAUCUCUCUACUCCAUUGAUUCCUGACUCAUCCUCAUUUAUUUUUUGCAUUAUGAAAGCACACCAUUCUGUAUCCCAGCCCCUUCUCGGCAUUUGUUAACAAUAAUCCACAAAACUAUGGGCAGUCUCCAACAAAGUGCUUCUGCUAUUUCUGUCUGGACAAUGGAACUUCCCCUCCAUCUCCUCUCCCUUUGUGCCUCCACACCCUCCCCAAAUCAUAGAAUCAUACUGUCGUAGAGUUAGAAGGGACCUUGAGGGUCAUUUGGUCCAACCCUGCUCUUCCAAUGUCGUCUUUGUUUUCAUGAGGCAUGGAAUGCCUUCAAGUCACUGGCCCCUGAAAGCAUGCUUUUCCUCCCCUCCUGGCUGUCCCCUAGCCAGAGACAGAGUCUUCCUGAGCUUGACUUAUCUCCCUUCCAAAGGGUUGGGAGAGACCUCAGAGCAGAUUGAGGGGGCAUGCACAGAGGGUAGAGAGUCAGGUGGAAACGCCAGUGCUCAGCCAGAGGUCCUUGUGUCAACAGAACUAUGUACAUCAUUGGAUACUGCCCAAUGUAAUAAACCUUUUUUUUAAAAAAAAACACACAUCUUGAAACAGAAAGGAUUGUUGGAAGGGUAUUUAAAUGUCCGUGGAUUACUACUUCAUCCUAUAAUAAUGAAAAUAUGAUUCGGGCAUCUUGCUUGGAAAUUUUCACGUGUCGUGUGACGGCUGAGUAAAUGUGAGGAUAGAAAUUCUAGGCAAGCAGCCAAACAUUCAUGUGGCGUUGAUACACAUAACACGACAGAGUUGAAAUUAAAACCCUCGAAAGAGAUACAGGAUACUUUUAAGCCAGGCCUGCAUGACUUGUGAACCACCAAACCAAGCCAGCCAUGUGGCCCAUUGGACUUAAUAAACAACUUGUUCUGGCUGCCUGCUUGGGACUGCAAAAACAAGAGUAUUGUCAGGCUCCUGACUUAACAUAGUUGAUGUCUGAGUUUGCGGCUACCCAUAAGCAUUUGUGAGGACAGAACGCUGGGCGAGUUAGGCCUUUGUUCUGCUCCAGCAGGGCUCUUAUGUAUUGUGUUCAGCAAGCUGUGAAGGUCUACUGUUAUGUGUUUUAAAUGAUGCCUCAUGUGGUUCUUUUUACCUCGACGGUUUUUCUGUCAUUGCAUUGAAAGUCUGAAAACUCUUGGUGGUACAGUUAUUUGAGACAGCUGUACUACGUAUGACACUGCAUUUUAAAAACUGUUCUUAGACGGAGACAUUAAAGAAAUUGUGCAAUGCAUGGCAUAUUGAUCUUCGUACUAUAAACUUUUUUGUUAAUAUAUAUUAAAACUUUAUUAUUAGCCCAAAAUAAUAACUGAUGUUAUGCUUAAUAGUGUUUAGGUUCGCACAGCCUAAUUUCAUCUGUGAGAACUAAUCUUUUAUACCUUACGUUAAAAUGGAAGAGCUAACCUAUUCAUAGUUUAUUUUUCAGUCACAUUAAAAAAAAUAAAAUGCUUUGUUGAUUAUACAGAGAGACCAAGAAUUACGUCAGAGCCUCAGGAUGUGGAUGUUACCUCAGGGAAUACCGUUUACUUCACUUGCAGAGCUGAAGGCAAUCCCAAACCAGAAAUUAUUUGGCUUCGAAACAAGUAAGGCUGCUUGGUGAAGACUUGACAUUUUCAUUCUCCCCCCCCCCCCCAGUUUUUUAUUUGAGUUUCCAUUGAAAUGAGGCUGUAUUUUAAUGUUUUAAUGUAUUUUAAUCUUGUUUUUAAGUUGUAUUUCAAUCUAUUUGUUUUUAUAUCGGGUGUUAGCUGCCCUGAGCCCGGUCUUGGCUGAGGAGGGUGGGGUAUAAAUAAAAUUUAUUAUUAUUAUUAUUAUUAGAAAAUAAUUUUCUCUGUGUAGACUCAUCUUAAUAAGAGUUCAUUGACCAACAUCAGAUCUCUUGCAAAAACUGUUUGCAUUUGAGAUUAGCUGUGAUUCCUGCAGAACUAGACGACCCUUGGAAUCUUUUCCUUUUAUACAGUUCUGUGAGGGCCUGCACACACAACACACUGAACAAAUUCAUGUUCAGUUUUUGGGGGUAAUUUUUUAGAAUACUUAUAAAUUAAAGGUGUUUAGUCCUACAGUUUUCUCUCUCCAUAGUAAUGAGCUCAGUAUGAAAACGGAUUCCCGUUUGAACUUGCUCGAUGAUGGCACGCUCAUGAUUCAGAACACUCAAGAGACUGACCAGGGCAUUUACCAGUGCAUGGCCAAAAAUGUGGCAGGAGAAGUGAAAACUCAAGAAGUUACUCUACGCUACUUUGGUUCACCAGGUGUGUAGAUUUCUAAUGCCAUUUUUUUUUAAAAAAAAAUACUAUGUUGCAUACCUCUUAUUCAAAGAGAUAAGCUUAAUAGUACAAUAUAAUUUUGCAUGACCCGUUGCAGAUCUAGAACACACAAAACAGCCUGACCAGGGUCUUCCUUUUAUUUUUAUUUUGUAAAUUUAGAAGUCGUUUGAAAUCAGAAAUAUUUAGGGCCACACCAGAUUCCCUAUACAGUGGUACCUCAGGUUAAGAACUUAAUUCGUUCCGGAUGUCCGUUCUUAACCUGAAACUGUUCUUAACCUGAGGUACCACUUUAGCUAAUGGGGCCUCCCGCUGCUGCUGCCGCACCAUUUCUGUUCUCAUCCUGAAGCAAAGUUCUUAACCUGAGCUGUUUCUGGGUUAGCGGAGUCUGUGACCUGAAGCGUCUGUAACCCGAGGUACCACUGUAAUAUAAUAAUAUCCCUAUGAUAUAGGGCCUAUAUAACAGGGGGUGGGUGAGAUUUAAAGUGCAUUAGUUGCGAGUGGGAGCUGAGCACUUCACCUGGUGGAACUCACUUGCCAGGAACAACUGCUGCAGGAAGAAAAAAGAGUCAGAGAUAAACAGCUUUAGUCAGCCACAGAAGGUAUGGCAGGGAAGCGGCGCUCAUCUGACCUCCUGAUGACUGUGUUGCUACUGCUCCCAGGGAAGGAGGAGGAAAGACCAAGGUGGCAGGGAUGUUGGGGCAGUAGAAAUGCGCUGGUGGAAUCAAUCUGGUGCUUCUGUGGCUAUAUUUGCACUUUGUCAGUCUCUGUGUCACGUCUCAGUUCCCCCUCUCCUCAGUAAACAGCAGCAUCUCACUUGUCACUUAUUGCGGGGGCUGAACCUCCCCCCCCAUGGCCCCUAGGAGUUGGCUCCUAUGGCCCCACCACAUUGCCUACUGCUAGUUUUACAGUGGUACCUCCGGUUACAAACUUAAUUGGUUCCAGAGGUCCGUUCGUAACCGGAAACCACUCGUAACAUAAGGCGUGCUUUUGCUAAUGGUGUCCUGCACCGCUGGAGCACAACCUCCGCUUGAAUCUCGGGGCAAAGUUCACAACAAGGAGCACCUACUUCCGGGUUAGCGGAGCGCGUAAGCCGAAGCGUUCGCAAAGGGGACGGUACAUAACCCGAGGUACCACUGUACUGUGAUCAAGGGAAAAUUCAGUUUGCUUUUUCCUGUCCACUCAUGUUGUGCUUGAAAUUUCUCCUUUCUCAGCUUUUAUAUAUGGAAUGAACAUGACCCAAGUUGACUAGCCGUGUCCUUAAUUUAAUAAGGCGCUGAAAAACAAUACGAUACAGCGACUUCUUUUAAAGAGUGUACAUUUCUUUCGUUUCAUUUCUCUAAAUGCCAGAAUAUUGGUGUUAACAGAGGGUAUCUUGAACAUUAUUCCAUUUGUUACAGCUAGGCCAAGCUUUGUGAUUCACCCCCAAAAUACAGAGGUACUGGUUGGAGAAAGUGUCACCCUGGAAUGCAGCGCAACCGGUCACCCCCAGCCACGGAUCACAUGGACUAAAGGGGACAGAACUCCUCUCCCAAGUGACCCUCGCAUUACCAUAACUCCGUCAGGAGGGCUUUACAUCCAAAACGUGGAGCAGGAAGAUGGUGGAGAAUAUGCCUGUUUUGCAACCAACAGCAUCGAUAGCAUCCAUGCGACUGCAUUCAUCAUUGUUCAAGGUACGUGGUGUUUAGAUCUACAAUCUAAAGUACUGAUGUUCUGUGGUUCAGUGAGCUAUUGGGGGUGGGGGGAAUAGUCCGAAGUAUACAUUCUGACUCUUUUUCCAUUUUCUCUUUAUCACACAGCCGUACCUCAGUUUACUGUGACUCCUCAAGACAGAAUAGUAAUUGAGGGACAAACUGUUGACUUCCCUUGUGAGGCCCAGGGAUAUCCACAGCCAGUCAUUGCCUGGACUAAAGGAGGUAAGAAUUUAGAUUUGGGGAGAAAUCUUUACACCUUGAAAAAAAUUAAUACGUUUUUGCAAAAUUCAAGCCAUUAUGUGAUCUACAAGAAAUUAUGUCUAUUUCAGUUUCCCUAAUUUUGCUAGUAACAGUCGUUCUUGGUGACUGAAAGUUUCAAAAACUCACCUCUCAUUUGAGUUGGGCUUUAAGAGCCCCUGAAGUCUAGCUCAGGAGAAUUUUGUCAUUAUUGGGUACGGCCAGAUGGUGUCCAUUCUUUGGCUGUUCCAUCAGUUAUCUCUGUCCCACAUGUUGCUCUUGCCUUUUGAUUAACUUGGAAGAUUUCUAGGCUUAGGACUUUAUCCGAGGAAGGUUUCCCUUGCACAACAGAACUUCCCACCUCUCUCCUACCUCUGAAUCUCUCUCCUCGCCCACCCCUCAAGGUUCAGUUGCAUAAAUGGAUGCUCUUGUGUGAAUGGGACAACUUGACUUGAUACAACCAUCAACUUUAACCCUAUCUCCUUCCUUUUUUCCUUACAGGUUACUGACACAUGUUAUGUGACCAUUACAUAUGCUUUAAAUUGUAGGCACUAAUCACUUCUAAUUUAUGUAUCUGAAAUAGAGACAAGAUUUGAGCUUUUUUCUUAGUUGAGAAUGACUUGAAACUUCCUUCAGAUACAUGUUAUAUCUGAAGUCCAAGCAACUUAUGUUUACGUGAUUGUGAAGAUAUUCCUCUUCUAAAUAUAUUAUAUGAAGGUGCAGAAGUUUCAGCCAUUCACAGAUUUUUCCUCUUGUUUUCCUCUGCAGCUGCUGCAGAGGAAACAGGUGGAAGAACUCAAAUACACACAUUACUGUUUACACUUGCAUUAAAGAACCUGCAGAACUGUGUUGAUCACUUUGAACUGGGUUCUGUUGAUUUCACUAGGAUAUGCUUCCAAGUAAUUUGUUCAUGAUCAAGGUGAAAAGCUAGAAUUUAUUAUUUCAAAAUUUGUAUAUAUUUAUUAAAAUAGAGCAGGCACAGAAGAAGAUGUAAAAAGUAUAGUAGACAGCAUUUGCUGUAUUAGUACAUGAUGAUUUUUGAUAUUAAUUUUCACUUUAAAAAAUCUUCCAUUAUCCCAAAAGUGUUUUACUGUUUCUGCAAUGGAAUUAAGACAAGACAAUUGUAAGAGGAAAACAGUUUUGACUUAUUCUUUCGCAAUAAUCAUUUCUAGUAUCAUUCUUAGCCAGUGUAGUGUAGUGGUUAAGAGCGGUAGUCUCGUAAUCUGGUGAACCGGGUUCGCUUCCCUGCUCCUCCACAUGCAGCUGCUGGGUGACCUUGGGCCAGUCACACUUCUCUGAAGUCUCUCAGCCCCACUCACCUCACAGAGUGUUUGCUGACAGAAUGAAGAAUGCUUUGGAAAUAUUGUUGACCUAGCGUCAAAUCAAUGGUGCAAUACUUUCAUUUUUUUGAAAAAAAUAAUUGUGUGUUUCAGGAAGCCAACUUUCUGUAGACAGAAGGCACUUAGUCUUAUCAUCUGGAACACUGAGGAUUUCCAGAGUUGCUUUACAUGAUCAAGGCCAGUAUGAAUGUCAAGCUGUUAACAUUGUAGGAUCUCAAAGAGUUGCUGUUCAUCUGACCGUACAGCCUAGAGGUAGGUUCACAAAAACUCAUGUUGAUCCAGAUUGUUAAUAUGUUUUAAACCACCUUUCGGUUUGAAAUCAGACUAGAUUUUCCAUGUUUUGAACAUACACAUGUUAAGAACCAUUAAGUAUACAGUUGAUAUACUGUUCAAUUUCUCUCUCUCUCUCUCUCUCUCUCUCUCUCUCUCUCACACACACACACACACAGAGAGAGAGAGAGAGAGAGAGAGAGAGAUGUAAUCUCUCUAUUGGAGACAAGCUAGGAAGAUAAAGCUUGACACAUUUAUAGGGAGGAUAGCGAUGAAAUACAGAAUUUUUUCAUCACCAGAAUUUUUAGUUGAAUAGAGAGUUUCUCAAAUUUAAGAAGCAGGGCAAGUGGGAAAAUGAGGGCUGUAGGGGUGUCCCAGGGGGAGCAGCAGAUUGGCACUGCCAGUGCGCCCGCAGAGUCCUGCCCUGGCCAUCCUCCUGCCUGCUCCCCUUAAACAGCAGUGAUACCCCUCUCAGGAGGAGGGUGGGGCAACGCUGCCUGUUUUUCUGUCUAUUGCUGCUGAAGCCUCCAUGAAUAAUUGUUGAAUGAUACUGAAUUAUUAUUUUGUACAUAAAACAGGCCCAAUUUUUAAAGAGUAUUAACGUGAAGUAACCUCCUACUGGCAGGAAUGUUCUUAGGUGAGAGGGAUGUUUUCAAGGUAAAAACCUUUACAGUGGUACCUCAGUUUACGAACUUAAUCCAUUCCGGGAAGUCCAUUCUUAAACUGAAACCAUUCUUAAACCGAGGUGCGCUUUCCCUAAUGAGGCCUCCCGCCGCCAGUGCCCUUCCACCGUUCGGAUUCCGUUCUUAGACUAAGGUAAAGUUCUAAAACCGGGACACUACUUCUGGUUUUGUGGAGUUCGUAAACCAAAUCAUUCUUAAACCGAACUGUUCUUAAACCGAGGUACCACCUUACUUUAUAAUGCAAUCCUGCAAACCUGGAGCUAAGUCUCGUUGAACUCUAAGGGACUUAUUUCUAGUCGACAUUCAUAGGAUUGCCCUGUUAUACAGUCGUACCUUGGAAGUCUUGCGGGUCAAACAUUUUGGCUUCCGAACGCCACAAAUCCGGAAGUUGGUGUUCCGGUUUGUGAACGUUAUUUUGGAACCCGAAGUCCGGUGCGGGUUCCAAUUGGCUGCAGGAGCUUCCUGCAACAAAUCGGAAGUUACACCUUGGUUUCUGAACAUUUUGGAAGUUGAAUGGACUUCUGGAGCAGAUAACGUUUGACUUCCGAGGUACUACUGUAAUAUAAUCUUAUACAUAUCUAUUCAGACUUAAGCAAUUUUUAGUUAAGUGGGGCUUAGUCUCAGGUUUGUGGAUGUACAACUGUAGCCUCGAUGAAUGUGAAUGUUUCUGUUUAAAGACUUUUACCCACUUUUCAUUGCUUCUGUGCAACUUUUUUUUUUAUUUUAGUAACCCCUGUGUUUGGUAAUGUUCCAAGUGAUAUGACAGUAGUAGUUGGCACAAAUGUGCAGAUUCCAUGCAGUUCUCAAGGAGAGCCUGAGCCAGUAAUAACAUGGAAUAAGGUAAUAAACUCGUGUUUAUAAUUAGAAUAGGUUUUCAGAUUCCUGUGUAGUUCAUUCUUUACAAAGCAUAUGGUAGCUGACAGCUGUGGUGCGUUGGUAUAAAUUAUUAGCUUCACUUCUUUCUGAGACCAUGCGUUUGGAAAAGUUAUUCAAACUGCAGGUACUUAACAAUGCAAUUAAUCUGGAAAAUAUGCUUCCUAAAGGCAAAGAGCUUAUAUACAUGAUAUUAGCAGCAAGGGCUUUAAAUGCAAAAUACUGGAAAAAAAGAGAAAUUCCACAUUUGAGAGCCUGGAAUAUUAAACUGUAGGAAGUGACAAUGUGGAGCAAAGCCUUUGACAAAGGGAAGGAAGACAAAUAAAUCUGAACAAGAAUGGUCGAAGAGAGUUUUGGAACAGUAAGCAGGAGGGGAGUAAUAGUUCUAAUGCUUUCUCAAUUCUGUGAAAAGAUUUGGCUAUGACCCAUCCUCCAAUCUCCAUGCUUAUAAAUUUUAAAAUUAUACAAAGCACUGUAAUUUAUAAAUGAAAUGCUGAAUAUAUGAGACUCAAAAGUUGCCCUCCUACUUGGUAAUAGUAUGGGAGGAAUUCAUCUUCAGCCAAAGGCAAACAUUUCAACUUGCAAAAGGAACAAUCCCUUCUCCCCUCUCCUUGCAUGCUGUUCUAGGGGGUUCUGGAGCCAGUUUUGAGGGGCACACAGGACUUCUGCUUACAGUUGAAUCCCAUCCUAUAUUCUUCAUGCAUAGCUCUCGUUAUUAAUACAAUGUAUUUUUUAAUUUAUUUAAGUUUGUUAGUGUUUGAUUAUCACCAGCAGGUGGACUUAAAACAGUAAAUUAAAUUGGCUUUCUGAUUUGCUGCAGGAUGGUGUUCAAGUUACUGAAAGUGGAAAAUUUCACGUUAGCCCUGAGGGAUUUCUUACCAUUCGUGAUGUUGGACCAGCGGAUGAAGGCCGUUACGAAUGUGUUGCAAGGAAUACAAUUGGAUAUUCUUCAGUUAGUAUGGUACUAAGUGUAAAUGGUAAGAUUUAUAAACUGCAGUUGGUGUGGAAGUCUCUCCCUAAAAAAAUUACCAGGAUCUUCAGAAGAGAAGAGGCUUCACUGGCAAUGCAGUAACUGGUGGUAGAAUGUAGAAAUUAUAAAAACUUCUGGAUCGCCAGAAGCGGCUUAGUCAUGCUGGCCACAUGACCCGGAAGCUGUAUGCCGGCUCCCUCGGCCAAUAAAGCGAGAUGAGCGCCACAACCCCAGAGUCACCCACGACUGGACCUAAUGGUCAGGGGUCCCUUUACCUUUACCUUAAAAGGGAAGGGUUGCAGGGAAUGAGGGAAAUGGAAAGGUAUUUUGAAACACAGGUGUCAGGCACACCAAGGGAAGAUAAUUUCUACUGCAUAUUUAAUUAUUCUUUGGAUGGCUCGAUAAUAAGGUGUCUGCCAGCAAAUUCACUAAUAAGAAGAAUAUACAUCAUUGUCUCCUGUUUCAGAGGAUGCUGUUAAAAAGGUAAUCUAGAGUUUGGAAUGGGCUAUUUUUGGCAAGGUUUGUUCCACCUGGUUUAUUUUAAAGGGUUGGGCUGUGGGGUUUUUUGUACUUCUGCAAACCUCAGAGUUUCCACAAGCUUGCUGAUACCUCCUCCUUAUUUCUCAGUGGCUGUUAUGGCUACAGUUCUGUUGACACUCAUCACUUGCAUUCACUAUUAGAAGGAAGGUGUGCAGGGAAGUUGUGGCAGAAUUUCAAGAGACUGAGAAUACUGAAGAGAUAAAAUGUUUUCCAGGGCUUGGAGAAGAAAUAGGAGUCUUUCAUCUUUCCUAGAGACCACCCAGCCUUUCCCCCCUCUAGAUCAGAAAUGUUGCUAAGAUACAGAUAAGAUUACAUGCUGCAGCUGAGAACCCUGGAUUUGCUUUAGGAAGACCUAAAGAGUCAGAGAUUGCUUUCUUUCUUGCUUUCUUUCUUGCUUUCUUCCAAUGCACUGCCUUUGAAACUCCUAUCUGUUUUAGAAGGUAAUGGGAUCAAGUGAUCAAGAAAAAGCCCAGAGCCUUUUAGACAGUGUGAAUCUAUCAUGGCUCACAUAUUUUAAGUGUGUCUUUGGCUUAUAUGGCAUUGUGGUUUGGGGUUCUUUAACACCUUUGUAUUACAAAACAAAGAACAAAUACUAAUGGUAAUUUAUACCUUUUCAUUGAACUUGUAGAAGAAUGGAGGCAUUCCCAAUGCAAUCUGUUUUUUCUUUAAGGAUGUUCUCAAUAUAUUGAAAAUUUUCAGCUGUAAAACUUUUUAGAAAAAAAGAGAUUGAUUUGUAAUACAAAAAUGAUGUCGUGUCUAGACUUUGCUUAUAGUGAGUCAUUUUUGUAUGUGGAUAAAUUUGCAGCUUUUUUUCCUCCCCCCUCUCUCUAGUUCCUGAUGUCAGUCGAAAUGGAGAUCAGUUUGUAGCAAGCUCAAUUGUUGAAGCAAUUGCUACUGUUGACAGAGCAAUAAACUCAACCCGUACACAUUUGUUUGACAGGUAUUGUCUGGAGGGUUUUACUUUUAUUUUAUUUCAUCAUGACAGUGUGCUGGUUUAUUACUUGUUCGUUUUGUAACAGUAGCUUGAGGGGACAUGGCAGUUUUGCUCAAAGAUCAACUGGAUACUCUACAUCUUGUAAUUCUUUUAGCUACGAUAAAUCCCCCUCUCUUCACAAGUAAUCCUAUAUAGGCAUAUCCACACAUCAGUUGCCUGCAAUCUCAGUGGGUGGUGUAGCACAAAAUGCUUUCCCACUGAGGCAUAACUAAGCUUCUGGGAUAUUUCUACUGGUUGUAUGGACUGGAGGAUGGGGAGCACUUAGUCUAAGGCCCGCUGACUCUUUGGAGACUGGAAGUGCAGAAGCUGUGUAUCCGAUUCCCUAAAUCAGAGCCAUGUGGCUUUUCCAGUUUCCAAGUAAUUGUAGAAGCCCAACCAGUUCAAAAUCUUCCCCACAGAAGCUGUACAACUAUUUGAGGGAGGAAAAAGAGGAAGUACUACUAUUCUCCACUGCAAUGCGCUCUACGUGGGGCUGCCUUUGAAGGUGACUUGGAAACUACAACUAAUCCAGUAUGCAACAGCUAGACUGGUGACUGGAAGUGGCUGCCGGGACCAUAUAACACCGGUCCAAAAGAAUCUUCACUGGCUCCCAGUAUGUUUCCAGGCACAAUUCAAAGUGUUGGUGCUGUCCUUUAAAGCCCUAAACAGCCUCAGCCCAGUCCCCACCCCUAUCGCUCAGCCCAGACAUUGAGGUCCUCCUCCAAGGGUCUUCUGCUGGCUCCCUCACUGUGAGAAGUGAAGUUACAUGGAACCAGGAAGAGGGCGUCUCUCAGUAGUGGUGUCCUCCCUGUGGAAUGCUCUCCCUUCAGAUGUCAAGGAGAUAAAGAAUUACACAACUUUUAGAAGGCAGCUCUGUAUGGGGAGGUUUUUAACGCUUGAGCCUAGGACUUGCCAAUCAGAAGGUUGGCGGUUCGAAUCCCUGUGACAGGGUGAGCUCCCAUUUCUCGGUCCCUGCUCCUGCCAACCUAGCAGUUCAAAAGCACGUCAAAGUGCAAGUAGAUAAAUAGGUACCUUGCACCUAAUGAUCAGGGGUCCCCUUUAUCCCUUUAAGCCGCCCAGAGUGGCUGGGGAAACCCAGCCAGAUGGGUGGGGUAUAAAUAAUAAAACUAUUACUAUUAUUAUUAAAUAACAAAAGUACUUUUUCAUGCAGCACACAUCGAGAACUCACUCCAGUGGCUGCAGUUACAGUCACCAACUUGGAUGCCUUUAAUGUAGGGUGAGACAAAUUCAUGAAGGACAAAGCCAUCAGUGGCUGCUAACCACAAUUGGUGUACGCUACCUCCAUAGUUUGAGGCAGUAUACUUCCCAAGAUGGGAGAGUGCUACUGUCCUCAAGUCUUGCUCAUGGGCUUCCCAUAGGCAUCUGGUUGGCCACCGUGGCAACAGGAUGCAGGAGUAGAUGGACCACUGUUCCAUCCCAUCAGGGCUCUCCUUGUGUCCCUAUGAUCUCAUGCCAAAGUACACUUGUCCCCUUUUGAAACAACGCUAGCUUAUCUUUGGAAACAACUCUCUCAAGCUUUGAAGCAUACUUUCAGGAUCCCAGUUGUGCACAUAUAUAGCUUUCCACUCAAGUCUUUUGGAACUAUUCCUUCCACCCCAGCGAGCUGUUCUGGGGAUUCUCCUGACUUCUCCCCUCCCAAAGACCCAAUUUUGUGGGCCACAUUGGGGGAGGGAAGAGAAGGGAAAGCCCCAUUGCACAAAUGAAAGGCUCUCGCUGAUGGGGCUCAUUAGCCGAGUCCUGCCCAAUGCAUGUGAUGGAGACAUUUUCUUAGAUUUUGUAUACUCCAGUCCACAGUGAAUCUAGUGAAAUGUGUCAACAAGGGGUUCUUUUCUCCUUGUUUCGUUUUGUGGUUGUGCAGCAUGCUUGACAGUCCUUACUCAACAAACCAUGUGAAGUUGUCAGCUGCUGAUACUUUAUUUAUUUAUUUCUUGCUUGCCAUUUGGGGGAUAAGCAAUCAAGGUAUGUAUUUAUGAACGACUUGUUGCCGACGAUUUAAUAUAACAAUUAGAGCUUUUAUAGAUCGUAGUCUUCAUAUUAGUAACCAGUCAGCACAUAGUGUUAAGGGCACAGCCGCUUUAUCACACACAUCUGGAUGGCUCUGUUUACCCUUUUACUUUUAUGUCUUCUUCCUGUUUUCAUCUAUUAGCCGCCCUCGUUCUCCAAAUGAUCUGCUGGCCUUAUUUCGAUACCCAAGAGAUCCUUACACUGUUGAGCAAGCAAGAGCUGGAGAAAUAUUCGAAAGAACAUUGCAGCUAAUUCAAGAACAUGUGCAAGAUGGUCUGAUGGUUGACCUAAAUGGAACAAGUCAGUGCUUUUGCCUUGUGUGCUCUAAUUAUGCAUGACAUUAGCCUGGAGUGGCAUAGUCCAGCGCUGUGUGCCUUAUUGUCCAGGUUUUGGCCUCUUUGUCAGAAGCUUAUAUACAGAUGUUGCGUGCUGUCACUGGGCGUAGAGUUAUGUCAUGUGUGUUAUGCCAAGUCCUGUGUUCUGUUGUGGGACUAGGAGUUGGUGGUCAGUUGUGGGUUGUGUGGUUUUUGUUUUCAAAUCAGUUUAGUGGCAAACAUAUCCCUCCUGUGAGUUCCAUCGUUGGUAUCAGGGCCAGAUUCUAAAGGUGGAUUUGGCAGGUGUGGACAUGCCAGUCCCAGCUAUGCCAGCUCCAUUGCUAGAUUUGAGCAUCUCUGCCAGUGUACCACCUGUGACAGUGGCAUGCCUUGUGUUCCUUGUUUGGCAUAGUGGGCCUUCUCCACCUCCUCUGUCCUCUCGGCUGGUGUAUCUUGAGCGUAGGGUUUUAGCUGUAUAUAAUAAAUAAAAUGCACAUCUGAAACCUUCUUUUUUAAAAAAAGUCUUGCGCCAGGAAGAUGUCUCUGAUCUAAACUGCUUCCGGCAAAGUGAAAAGCAAUGGUGGUGAGCAACCUGGUUUCAUUUUCCCUCCAGAAAAGGUGCUUUGGGGGUAAAAUUAAAUGUUUCAUCACAAACAUAAAGCGCUUGGGUGGGAAGAAAGUUGUGGUGGGUGAAGGAACAGGCUAGGAAUUUGAAGCUAGGGUUCUUGAACUGCAGGCUGGGGCUCAGAUAGUUUGUGCCCCAAAUGAAGGAAUAGCCAUUGACACAUGGCAUUGACACCGAACAGCUGAAAAGAGUGGUGUAGACUCCAUGAGCUGGAAUGAAGUAUGUGAAACUUUUGUAAGUGCCUCAAAUAGCACCUACACAACAGGUUAAAUUCAAAAAUAAUACAUAGCGGGAUUUUAAAAAAUGUUUUCUCUCCCUCCCCUCAUUCUUCUCUUUCAAAGUGUCUCUCUUCUCUCAAACUGCAUACUUUAUUCUGAAAGCAAAUGCAAAUAAGAUGUUUUAGCACCAUAAAGGUUCAUCCGAGGGUUUCACAAAUGAAACACAUAUGACUCUUUACUUCUUUCCCUCCAGUGUGGAAUGCUGCUUAAGGAUAUGAGCAACUCUAUAUCCACACUGCUUAAAGUGUGUUUUGUAAUCACCUUUUCUGACAACGCCUAAUAAUUGCCCCGGUGGAAUACCCCUAUCCUUAGUCUGAAUGUAUCAGCAUAACCUAAAUUGGCAUUUGUAAAGCAAUUAUUUAAUAAUCCCUCCAAGGCCUUGUUUUUGGCAGUUAUCUGUGCUUGAGGCAUGUUGCAAAGUAGUUGGAAGCUAUACUAAAAUCUUAGAAAGGCAGAACAGCUAGGACUUGGCAGGUAAUGAACUGCUGCAGCCAGGUUGAUCAUGUGAAAGGAAAUACUUUUCCUUAGGAUGGUUCUUCUGUUUUGAGUAAUUGUGAGUUUUAUUAAAGUAUACUAAAAACUUAAAACUCAAAACCCUGAACUCAGCACAAGGUCCUAUGCGUCAUGGUUUUGAAACGUUACCAGAGUAACUCAACUACCCAGAUUUCUCCACAUAAUUCGGACUAAACAGAUAAUAUAUACUGAGUCGUUUAUUGUCUUGUCGCAUUCUCCAAAUCCAGAUCAUGACUUUGACAAUGUACAUUUUUGUGUGUGGAACUGUUGUGAUAUAUUUGAUAGCAGUCUUGUCGAAACAAACCAUUUUCAAGAAUAGUUGUGAAUAAAAUCCUAACUUUUCUAGAUUAAAUAUUAUAUAAAAUAAUUUUAAUCAUUCAUAAAAAGUAAUUCACAAACAAUUCUGGCAAUAAUACAAUCAUACUGGAUAUGGCUGAAAUGAUCUUAGUUUUUUCUUAUUGUCUCUUUUUACGAAUAAGCCUUGGCUUCUAAUAGAUGUCUGUUUGAGAGAAACAGGUCACAAAAUACAUAACCCCUAAGCUGCUGCCCUACCAAGGAAGCAAAACAGGGAUUGUGGAAGCUGCAGCUCAUGCAAAAAUUAAUUUCCAUAGCAUUGUAUUAUGCCAGCAUUAUGUGCAACCCAAGGGCACUGGUGGAUCAGUUUUUUUAAAAUAAAAAAAAGUUUGUGAUUAAGUUAUUUGUAGCUUGUCUCCCAUUACUUUAAGUAAUUUUUUUUUAAAUACUACUAGGAGAAGAAUAAUUUUUGUGCUACCUCCUAAAGGUGAUCUGCAACCCUACACCCACUUCCUCGUGGGCAAGCCCCAUUGUACUCAAGGGGGGCUGUAUUCUCAGUAAUGACUGUGUGUGAAGUCAACUGGUUGAUUAAUAGAUCAAGUAAUGUCACACCUUUUGAGAUAUCGAAAGAGGGAGCAUUCCAGCUUAUGAUAUAAUAAACAGAAGCUAUCAUUCAUCAUAGCUCCUGUGCCUUCUUUCCGAAAGAAAAUGGCUAUCUUUAAUAUUUUCUUUCCCGUUCCCUAUUGCAGUAACACACCAGAACCAAAAGAGCCUCAAAAGGUAAAGAACUGUGCCCCUUAACUCACAGUACCCUGAUUUAAAAUGCCCCCCAACUAAUUAGUUUAUCAGUGUUGUAGAUUUUACAUGGUUAAAACUGAUUAAAGCAUGUAGUAAUAGCAUUUUUGUUUCCAGGACUUAAAAAGUAUUUGAUCCUUCCCUCUCUCUCUCUCUCUUAUCUGUUUCAGGCUAUCACUAUAAUGACCUUGUGUCUCCACAGUAUUUGAAUCUGAUAGCUAACCUCUCAGGCUGCACGGCCCAUAGGCGUGUGAAUAACUGCUCAGAUAUGUGCUAUCACCAGAAAUACAGAACACAUGACGGGACCUGCAAUAACUUGCAGCAUCCGAUGUGGGGAGCCUCCCUAACAGCCUUUGAACGCUUGCUGAAGUCGGUCUACGAAAACGGAUUUAAUUUGCCAAGGGGCAUUGGAGCUAACCGGCGUUACAAUGGACACACACUCCCAAUGCCACGCUUGGUUUCAACCACGCUGAUCGGGACGGAAACAAUAACCCCCGACGACCAGUUUAGCCAUAUGCUGAUGCAAUGGGGCCAAUUCCUAGACCAUGACCUGGACUCCACCGUUGCUGCUCUGAGUGAAGCCAGGUUUUCUGAUGGCCAGCACUGCAGCUCCGUUUGUACAAAUGACCCGCCGUGUUUCUCUAUCAUGGUGCCGCCCAACGACCCUCGAGUCAGGAACGGAGCGCGGUGCAUGUUUUUUGUGCGUUCCAGCCCGGUGUGCGGAAGUGGCAUGACUUCCCUUCUCAUGAAUUCGGUUUACCCACGAGAACAGAUCAACCAGCUGACUUCCUAUAUCGAUGCAUCCAAUGUGUAUGGCAGUUCGGAUCACGAGGCACAAGAAAUCAGAGAUUUGGCAAGCCACAGGGGGCUUCUGAGACAGGGCAUUGUGCAGAGAUCUGGGAAGCCUCUUCUGCCGUUUGCUACCGGCCCACCAACUGAAUGUAUGCGGGAUGAGAAUGAGAGCCCGAUUCCUUGCUUCUUAGCUGGCGACCAUCGCGCCAAUGAACAGCUGGGACUCACCAGCAUGCAUACCUUGUGGUUCAGAGAACACAACAGGAUUGCCACAGAGUUGCUGAAACUCAACCCACACUGGGACGGCGAUACAAUUUAUCACGAAACACGCAAGAUUGUGGGUGCAGAAAUGCAACACAUAACGUACAGCCACUGGCUGCCUAAGAUUUUGGGAGAGGUAGGAUUGAAGAUGCUUGGCGAAUAUAAAGGUUACGACCCCAAUAUUAAUUCUGGAAUAACUAAUGAAUUUGCAACUGCCGCUUUUAGGUUUGGUCACACACUGAUCAAUCCCAUACUGUAUCGCUUGGAUGAAAACUUUGAGACUAUUCCACAAGGCCACAUACCUCUUCAUAAAGCGUUCUUCUCCCCGUUUCGGAUUGUAAACGAAGGAGGCAUUGAUCCACUUCUAAGGGGUUUAUUUGGUGUGGCUGGUAAGAUGCGUGUGACGUCGCAGUUGCUUAAUACGGAAUUGACAGAGAGGCUUUUCUCCAUGGCUCGCGCGGUAGCGUUAGAUCUGGCCGCAAUGAAUAUUCAAAGAGGUAGAGAUCACGGAGUACCACCUUACCACGAUUUUAGAGUUUACUGUAACCUUUCUUCGGCGCACACGUUUGAAGAUUUGAAAAAUGAAAUCAAGAAUCCUGACAUCAGAGAGAAACUCAGGAGGUAAGUGUUAGAUAAAUGUGACUUAAAAUAAAAAUGUACUUAUUUGGUGGGAACUAAACAUUCUUAUUUCUUUAAACCAAAACAAUAAAACUCUCAAUUGUAAGUUAUGUACUUUCAAAGGGUUGUAUCCAACACUUCUGCUCACACAACAAGACUUCUCCUCCUCCUCCUCCUCUCCUUGCAUGCUCCCCAGAUCUGCUCCAGAGGAUCCCCUGAUUCUUGAGAAGAGAUUUUGAGGGUGUGUGGUUGGGCUAUAGGAGAGAGAAGAGGAUGAGGAACCAGGAUACAACCCAGAUUGUUUAGUUUCAUGGCAGUCUGUCAAUAUUUUAUAUACACAUAUUUAAACUUGCAUAUGACACUACUGCCCUUAGACAAAACUAAAAAUGCCUUUGUGCUAUCUAGAUAGAUGGAUUUAUUUGAUAGAUUUGCUGAACCAACUAAUGUUUAAAAUGUUGGAGGUUACCUUCUGAGUUAACAGCAAAGGUUUACAUUACCUUGCUUUAGAAAUCAGCUUUCAGAAGUCAAAUGGAAAUAAGGGCUCAAACCUGCCUGGAAGCUGUGCUGACUAAUCCUACAGAUAUGAGCUCAUCCUCAGUCUGGGAAAGGAAAGACACUGUACACAUCCAAACAGUCAGCGAGUACAGAAAAAAGGGGAAUGGGAGCAUUGGCUCAAAUUAAGUCCUACAUAAACACACAAGGGGAAGGCAACCAAAGUAAAAACCAGACUGCCAUCUUUCUACCUCCAACUGUGUGACAUUUCAGCUGUCAUUCUUCAAAGUGGUAUAAGGCUGAAAUUGUGUGUACUGUAUGAUCUUCAAUCAUUUAUCCUUUUUUUACUUUUUAUUUCAUAUUCUUUACUGAAAAAUAUACAAAAUUUUAGGUGCACACAGUACAAUAAGACACAAAACAGAAGAAACAAGAAAUAGUACACAUGUAGAAAACAAAACACAACAACAACCAAAAAGAUAUUGUAUACAUUACAAAAAGGGGGGGGGGACUUCCUAUGGAAGUUAACCAGUCCUUAAUAUAAUAUGGUAUUUAUAAAAUAUGGUAUAUUCAUGGAGUAAUUUAACAAUAUUUGGAAUACAUUUUUAUAAAUCCUCAAUCAUUCAUCUUACUUGUAAUAGGUUAUAUGGUUCACCACUGAACAUAGAUUUGUUUCCUGCUCUUAUGGUGGAAGAUUUAAUUCCUGGUAGCAGAUUGGGACCAACGCUGAUGUGUCUCCUGAGCACACAGUUUAAGCGUCUCCGAGAUGGGGACAGGUAAGUUUUGGUAGAAAAUAAAAUAAUAAUUCAAAAUUAAUAAUUUCACCAUCUUAACAGUAAUCAGCUAUAGUGGCUGUGUAUCCUCUUUCUCUCUUAUACUUAAUUAGUCUUUCAGUUACCAUAACAGGCUAGUAGUAUAGGAGGAAGAGUACCCUGUGGUAAAAAUGUAGGAAUUGGUUGGGGGUGGGGAGGCCAUGUUCAGGGAAAUUGAAAGGCAGGCAGAAUAUAGAUCAGAAUCUGCUGUUAGAUCUCAGAAUGAUGUGCAGUAGAGCAUUUGCUCUGCAUACAGAAGCAACAGAUUCUAUCCAUGGCAUUGCCAGAUAGCAUCAGAAGGCCCCUGUCUAAUCAUCCAGGACAGCCACUGCCAGUUAAUGUAGCCUGGUGCUAUGGACCCAUGGUCUUAACAGUGCUGUUUUUCAAGAAAAAUAGGUGCUGGAACUCACUAUGAACGCCUCUCUUAUGGCAAUGGCACUCAGCUGAGAGAUGCCGGAACUGAGUUCCAGCUGAAAAAAAGAGCCCUUGUCUUAAACAGUAUAACAUAGCUUCUCAGGUCUGAUUGACAGUAAAGGUAAAGGGACCCCUGACCAUUAGGUCCAGUUGUGGCUGACUCUGGGGUUGCGGUGCUCAUCUCGCUUUAUUGGCUGAGGGAGCCGGCGUACAGCUUCCAGGUCAUGUGGCUAAGCCGCUUCUGGCAAACCAGAGCAGUGCACAGAAACGCCGCUUACCUACUUGCACUUUGACGUGCUUUCAAACUCCUAGGUUGGCAGGAGCAGGGACCAAGCAACGGGAGCUCACCCCGUUGCAGGGAUUCGAACCGCCUACCUUCUGAUCGGCAAGUCCUAGGCUCUGUGGUUUAACCCACUGCGCCACCCGUGUCUCUGUUUAAUAAUAGGAACACCAAAAAAAGGGCUUGCCUCCCCUCUCCCACCAUGUAAGUGAAGGGAAGUAAAACAUGGAGUGGGUUUUUAUUGAAAGACUGUGAGCUCAUUUCAGUGUAUGUCUCACAAAGAACAGUAAAUAACUGACCACCAUUUUGCAGUUAUUUUAAUGCUCAAGGCAAUUUGCCUAUCUUCUCAAAGGACAGACUAGUCCUGGUGUACUGGAGUAUUUUAAUAUAUUGACACUGGAUUUUCAUUUAAGGGUCGAAAUGGCAGGUGAGCUAAGAAAUACUCGCCAUCAGGCAGUGGUGAUUCAUGGAGGUGGAGUCCCAUUGUGCAAGCACACCUUGUUCCAUGCAUGCAACAACUUAGUUGACUCCCACCCACAGUCCUGAUAAUUGCAGAGUUUAAUUCCAUCUUCCGAUGGAAUGUUCUAUCCAUAUUUUUUUUUAAUUGAGAUUUGUCUAAUGAUUUAUUCUUACUUUAUGUGAGACUAUAGGUUAUGGCAUGAGAAUCCAGGUGUGUUUACUCCAUCUCAGUUGACUCAGAUCAAGCAGGCAUCCCUUGCCAGAAUUCUGUGUGACAAUGGCGACAACAUAACCAGAGUGCAACGUGAUGUUUUCAGAGUGGCUGAGUUCCCACAUGGAUAUGGAAGCUGCGAUGAAAUUCCUAAAGUAGAUCUCAGGAUGUGGCAAGAUUGCUGUGAAGGUAGGUAGACACCCACACACAAUUAUUCUGAAAAGGCAUUUAUUUAUUUAUUUAUUUAUUUAUUUAUUGAAUUUGUUUGCAUCUAAGUUGCUUUGGGUUGAUAAAGCAAUUAACAGACAGACCCAAAAAACCCCCCACAUAGAUACAUUAAAAACAUCCCUCCACUUCCAAAAGGCUACAGAUAGUUAAUGGUCAAAGGCCUGGUUAUAGAGGUAAGUUUUUGCCUGGUGCUGAAAGAUAUAUAUAAUCAUGGUACCAGGCGAGCCUUCCCGGGGAGAGCAUUCUACAGAAGAGGAGCCACCACAGUAAAGGACCAUUCUUGUGUUGCCACCCUCUGGACCUCUGAAAUAACUUCAUUGAUAUUAGGCAGGGAAACAAGUUGAGGAAAAUAGGUUAUCAAGUUCCUUUCUCAAAGCAGCUGUUUAGAUGUUCUAAGGCUUUUAGUUCUUCUUGCACAAAUCCUGCUGAAUGUGGUGGCAUAGCGCAAAACUUCUUAAAAUGGAACUCUAGGGACAUGGGUUCAAAUCCCUGCCCUAUCGGGAAAUCUUUGAGAAGUGAGCAUUCUCCCCUGGAAUGACCAUUCUAACCCAAUCUUAAAAGGCUGGUGAGAAAGGAUGAAAAAUAAAACACCCAUGCAUGCCCUCCUUCCCCAAUAAGGACAUUUGAAGAAAGAUGGAGUAUCCAUGUGAUAUACAAGUAUUUAAUAAGCACUGUGCUUUAGUGGCUCAUAUCUGGCAAAACCUAGACGUCGUAUUCAUUAUGCUUAAUACAUGUUCAGUUUGGACUAUAGCAUGUGAGUAUGCAUUGGCUCACUUUGCCUGAACCUCAUCUGCUCUCCUCAAGAGAAGUCUAUGGCUAGCACUGUUUACAGUAAAGUUUAUCCUUAUCUCUUAGACAGUCAUCCUGGUCAAUUCCCCCUGGCCCCUUCCCAGACAAAACAAUAACAAAAGUUGGGAAGGAGAGGAAGUGGCAGUUGUGAAAGCUCACUAGGAACAAGACAGGACUCAUUGUCUCUUCUGCACUGGAAUUUAGUUGGCGUGCGUGAAGUUUGUAGUCUCCUCCUGCCCCAACCCCUUCACUUUUAGAGGCAGAAAGAAAUGUAAAUCCCAUGAGCCCCAAUGGAAUAACAGUCCUCAACAUGAUCAGGACCUCCAUUUUCCAUCAAGAAGAGGUCACCAGUGCCUACAUUAUCUCUAAUGAACCUUCACCACAGGUUGUUAAGUUGUGGGUGAACAUAUCAGACGACACAGUGAUUCUUCAAACAGCUCUUGUUUUGUUUCUUCAGAGGCCAGAACAGAACUGAGCUGAAGGGUUCAGUCAGCCUGCUUAUAUAGAGCUCCAGUACACAUAAUUGUAACAACUUUCUAAAACUAUCCAAUCACUGAACGUCACUUCCAAUCCCUUAUUUGCAUAACUAUCUACAGUAUCCCCCUGCUGGCCCAGGGUGAGAACUUCAGUUCAUAACACAGGUGGUUACCCCUCUCCCAAAGAUUAAGGUUUUUGUUGGUUUAGGAAGAAGUAGGAAGAACUGGCAAGGGUGACACACUAGCAGAGGCCCACUUUGAGCUGCAGCUGAAUUUGGAGGGGCCUAGGCCCCACUCUAAAGGGAGUGAGGAUCUUCAAACCGUGGGUAUUUAUAUUUCAGGCUCUCCCAAUUCCAAAUUUGUUCCCAUUGCACCCCUUUCUUCCUCAGCAGCUAAUGGAAGUUUUCACUAUUUUGAGACAAAGCAAGAAGAGGCUAUUAUUAUACUUACAGACAUUUUGUUCCUCUAUAUAUUGAAAUGAGAAACAUUGCUCCUAUUCUCCAAACAAGCACUUGUCAAUCAAAAUUUGACAGUUUGGCCAAGGUGUAUACUAUAAAAAGCUGGCCUUUUUAUUGAGUCUUUAUUAUUGCAACACUACAUAAUAGAAUGUAUCUGUUUUCAUUAUCCUUCCUGUUUUCCUUGCUCCUAAAUACUUUUCCAGAAUAGAUUUUAAAUUAUAUUUGUUACUGAAAUGUAUCUCUUCCUGGAACGUUUAGCAAGUAGUAAAGCAGUGUAAUAAAAAGAAAAACAAAGUGGCUCUUCCUCUGCAUAAUAACAAAACCCAGAUACUUGUUUGACAAACCAUUGCCGCCACAGAAUUACUGUUUUAAUCUGGUAAACAAAGUAGUUUCUCUCCAUGUGUGUCUCUCUCAAAAGUGAUUAAUAUUUCAUCUUCCUUUUCUUCCAAUACCCUUGACAGCUUUCUUGCCCUUUUGAGCUUUCCUGAAACGCACAUCUUAAAGCAUCAACAUAAGCCAACCCUCUCAAACCACAGAUCUGCAUAGUGAUGCCCCCUGAAAAAGGAAUCUGUUCAAAUCUUUCAGGCAGAGAACUUUGAUGAACAAACCUCCUCUCAGCAGUAAAUAGCACAUCACUAACAUUCUCUUCCACUCUCAACCAGCAAAUCUACUGUAGGAAAGCUUUCCACAACCCUAGUGUGAGUUCCCAUACUAUUCACCACCCCUGUCUUCCCAUCUCUUAAGGGGUAAAGUAUAUAGCACCUGCAAACAGCUGCCUACCUCGGCCUCCAAUGUAUAAUCAAACUUCCUGUAGAUGUUUAAUUUCACUGCAAGUGAAGUUUCUCUCUCUCUGUAUGUCUCUCAGAGAGGUACUUGAUAUUUCACUAAAAGAUUUUAGGGAAGAGGUUAUUUUGAGCUUUUCCAUACAGUUUUCCAAGCCAGAAAAUUAAAAAGCCAAUUACAGUUUACUGGGCACAAUAGGUAAAGGCUAAAGGGACCCCUGACCAUUAGGUGCAGUCGUGGCCGACUCUGGGGUUGCGGCGCUCAUCUUGCUUUAUUGGCCGAGGGAGCCGGCGUACAGCUUCCGGGUCAUGUGGCCAGCAUGACUGAGCCGCUUCUGGCGAACCAGAGCAGUGCACGGAAACGCCGUUUACCUUCCCGCCGGAGCGGUACCUAUUUAUCUACUUGCACUUUGACGUGCUUUGAAACUGCUAGGUUGGCAGGAGCAGGGACCGAGCAACGGGAGCUCACCCUGUCGCGGGGAUUUGAACCGCCGACCUUCUGAUAGGCAAGUCCUAGGCUCUGUGGUUUAACUCACGUCUUUAAAAUCCGAAAAAUUGUUCAUAAACCCCAUAACAUUCUGUUCAAUUUCAGACUGUAGAACUAGAGGACAAUUCAAUGCAUUCUCUUACCACUUUCGAGGAAGACGUUCCCUUGAUUUCAGUUUCCGUGAAGACAAGCCAUCAAAGCACAUGAAAAUGUCAAAAACAAGGUAAAGGAUUGAUUGAUUGAUUGAUUGAUUGAUUGAUUUAUAAAAAUGACAAUAUGUAAACAUGCAUGUUAUUACUGAGGCACAGAAGUCUUUGGACACCUCCCAAACAUUCUGCUGCAAGUCUUUAUUUACUUUUGUCCUCCAGCACAUGAAUUUUAGGAAUGUGGCCGUAUCUUAUCAGCUAGGAGGUCGUAUGUCUUACUCGUUUCCAAAAGUUGCAUUCCUUUUAUUUCAAGUGCUUUAUAAUUAAAUAGCUUUAGAAAGAACUCUUUUUUGGCAAAUGCAUCACAAGCAAUCAUUCAGAAUCCCAGACUUGUUUUAUCUUACAUAGGAAAAAUAAUUCGGGGCAAAUACAUGGUUAUUCAGAUUGCAAGGUUGGCUACCUUGUGCUAUCCAAAAUGCGGUCAUUUUUUGCGCUGUUGUAUUUUUUAUGGGUUGCUAUCCUUCCAGAGAUUCAUGCACUGAGUGCCAGACUACUAUUCAAAAUCAUUUUGAUAAGACCAAAUGGAUUGUGAAUCAUACAACAAAGGUGUGUUAUCUCCAGUGCUGUUUAAUAUGUACAAGAAGCCAUUAGGAGCGGUCAUUAGGCGUUUUGGAGCGAGGUGUCGUCAGUAUGCUGAUGACACUUGGCUCUAGUUAGCCUUAGCAUCUUACGAGGGAGAUAUCUGGGGAAGCCUUGUUAAUGGGAAGCAACAAACAUGUCAGAAUAUCAUGUUAGGAACAGAAUUAUUGGAUUCUUUAAUUAAUACAAUUCCAGUUCUAAAGCAAAUAACAUUUAUUUUUUAAGAAUCUUGUAUGUCCUACUAAUGUACAGGGCUUUUAAUCAUAAAAAUCCUGAACAGCUUUGUUAAUCCAAGUGUACUUUUUCCACCUAGGAUGAUAGAUGGGCCUUCCUAGGACUAUGACGUCAUGCCUUCAGUGCAUAGGCAAAGUAAUUUAUGAGUUGCAUCAACAACACACCUAAAUUACAUUUUGGCUUUUCCUUCUCUCCUCCUGGUUUUUUUUUCUCUGAGCAGGAGGAUGCAAGCAUGAUGUAAAUAUCUUAGGAAGUUGAAGUGUAUGGUUCUUGUCAUUUUGGUAGGUGGGAGAGAUGCUUAAAAAUGUGUGUAGUACACACUGUAACGGUCUCAGAUUUGUAAAAUAGUCUGUAGCUUGCAAAACCUGUAAUGGGAUACCAUGCUUGGAAAUUAGCCAGUAUGAAUGUUUGUUAGAGUUUCAUAUUUUAUCGUUUAAAAACCCUGAUCUAAGACAAUCACCAAGUCUUUAAUCUUCCAUUUGUUUACGAGUCAGUCUUUUAACAUAUGCUUAUUUCUAGUGAGAGGCAUUUAAAAACAUGCAAAGGUAAUAAAAAUUGGGGGGGGGGACUGUGCAUGUUUCAGCACUAUGAAACAACAAUAAACAAGGGUUAAAAUUAAUAUGAUACACUUCUUAACAUAUAAUAAAAAUACUAUUAAAUAACUGAAAAAUUUAUUUAAAAAAGCAGGGAAGACCAAAAAUAAAACAACAACCCUGGUUUUUGCCUUUUAAAUGCUACCGUUUUAUAUACUUCCAUCAGCUGCAAAGAGAUGGAAAGAGGUCAAGUUCUUCGUUGUACUUAUUAUUACCUUUAGAAGCAGUAUGCAUCUGCAGAGUAGAAAUUCCUGCUCUGCUGUUUCCAGGAUACACUAUUCUGUGACUGGGAAUAUAAAAUUUUUGUUUGUUUAGUCGUUUAGUCGUGUCCGACUCUUUGUGACCCCAUGGACCAGAGCACGCCAGGCACUUCUGUCUUCCACUGUCUCCCGCAGUUUGGUCAGACUCAUGUUUGUAGCUUCGAGAACACUGUCCAACCAUCUCGUCCUCUGUCGUUCCCUUCUCCUUGUGCCCUCCAUCUUUCCCAACAUCAGGGUCUUUUCCAGGGAGUCUUCUCUUCUCAUGAGGUGGCCAAAGUAUUGGAGCCUCAGCUUCACGAUCUGUCCUUCCAGUGAGCACUCAGGGCUGAUUUCCUUAAGAAUGGAUGUGUUUGAUCUUCUUGCAGUCCAUGGGACUCUCAAGAGUCUCCUCCAGCACCGUAAUUCAAAAGCAUCAAUUCUUCAGCGAUCAGCCUUCUUUAUGGCCCAGCUCUCACUUCCAUACAUCACAACUGGGAAAACCAUGGCUUUAACUAUAUGGACCUUUGUUGGCAAGGUGAUGUCUCUGCUUUUUAAGAUGCUGUCUAGGUUUGCCAUCGCCUUUCUCCCAAGGAGCAGGCGUCUUUUAAUUUCGUGACUGCUGUCACCAUCUGCAGUGAUCAUGGAGCCCAAGAAAGUAACAUCUCUCACGGCCUCCAUUUCCUCCCCUUCUAUUUGCCAGGAAGUGAUGGGCCCAGUGGCCAUGAUCUUUGUUUUUUUGAUGUUGAGCUUCAGACCAUAUUUUGCGCUCUCCUCUUUCACCCUCAUUAAAAGGUUCUUUAAUUCCUCCUCACUUUCUGCCAUCAAGGUUGUGUCAUCUGCAUAUCUGAGGUUGUUGAUAUUUCUUCCGGCAAUCUUAAUUCCGGCUUGGGAUUCAUCCAGCCCAGCCUUUCGCAUGAUGAAUUCUGCAUAUAAGUUAAAUAAGCAGGGAGACAAUAUACAGCCUUGCCAUACUCCUUUCCCAAUUUUGAACCAAUCAGUUGUUCCAUAUCCAGUUCUAACUGUAGCUUCUUGUCCCACAUAGAGAUUUCUCAGGAGACAGAUGAGGUGAUCAGGCACUCCCAUUUCUUUAAGAACUUGCCAUAGUUUGCUGUGGUUGACACAGUCAAAGGCUUUUGCAUAGUCAAUGAAGCAAAAGUAGAUGUCUUUCUGGAACUCUCUAGCUUUCUCCAUAAUCCAGCGCAUGUUUGCAAUUUGGUCUCUGGUUCCUCUGCCUCUUCUAAAUCCAGCUUGCACUUCUGGGAGUUCUCGGUCCAUAUACUGCUUGAGCCUUCCUUGUAGAAUUUUAAGCAUAACCUUGCUAGCAUGUGAAAUGAGUGCAAUUGUGCGGUAGUUGGAGCAUUCUUUUAAAUAUAUAUUCUUUUCAAAUAUAUGGAUAUUUAAUAUAAAAUUAAAUUUCCAUAUAUCUUCUAAAGAAUAACAGGGUCAUUCUACACCUUAAUGAUGUAAUAUCUUUCCAUGGUGAAGUGUAAAGACUUAGUGAGUAAUGGCGAUGUUGCUUUGGUCAACCUUUUCAGAUUGUUUCAAGCCUAUGCUCUUCUUCUCCAACCCUCCUGCAAUACAAAGGGGUCAGUUUUUAGCAUUCAAGUACAAUGGGGAUGUUAGGACUGAAUCCUACACUGUGCUGUUUUUCCCUUCAGCGCCAAUCUCCUUCUUUCAUUAAGUGUUGCUUAAGUUUUCUUUGUAAGUAAAACUGAGAUUCUGUUGGAAGAGGAAAUAGUAAUUCUGCUACAUAGGUCACAUUUUAUACACUGGAGAAUAAUAAUGCAUGUGUUCACUUGUUGCUGUAGACUUUUAAAUCUGCAUUCUCUUUCCUGAUCUUGGCUGGCUUUCUCAUCCUUAUCUCAAGUAACAUGGGGAGGAGAGAGGAUUAAAGCACUUUAUUAGACUGCUAGUCUUCUGAUUUUUUUGGAAUGUAUUACUGGCAUUUAUUUUACCGGUAAGUCUGCAGAAUGUAAAGCUCAAUAAAGGGAACACCUGCCAAUCAGCAUAUUCUUUUUUUCUGCAUGCGGUAAAGUUUAUGCCAAGUUUCACAUUGUGAAAGAAUUCUGUUACAGCAGCAACACCUAUUUCAAAAACAUCCUGAGGAGAAAGCAGUUGCCAUCUGGUCUUCAAUAUGUGGAGUCUAAGAACUUUUAAUGACUAUAUCAACUCUGCAUCUAAUUCAGUACCAAAGGGUCACCAUUGCAAAUCAUAACCGUUGUGGAAAAUUCCUAAUUCUUUUCUGCCAUUGCUAGAUCCUCCAUUGUGUGUCUGCAAGGGAUUGAAACACCUAAGCCUAAUUUGUACAGCAUAAGCAUACUAGUAAACUAACCUUCUUUAUAGAAACGUCUACGUUUCAAAAAAGAAAUGGGUUGCCCCUCCUGCUUAAUAUACUGGUUAACUUUUUGUCGUUGCAGUUCUGCAAGGGAGAAUAAAUUCUCUAACCUCACCAUCUCAUCCUUUGACGAGCGCAAGAAAGCACCCGUCAUGAAUGACUUCAAAGAAUUUGUUGGUGACAUGCAAAAAACUAUCACAGACCUCAGAAAACAGGUGAACAUAAAAAAGGUUCUUCAGAUAAUAUUAGAAAGUGUUUCAGCAGUAUAAUCCCAUACAUGUCUGAUAAGAAGUAAGUCUCACGAGUCCAAUGGGACUUACACCCAGGUAAGUGGGUGGAGAGUCACUGUCUUAAGCUCCCUGCUCCUUGUAUGAAAGAGUGCAUGGUUAGGGUUGAAAGUAUGCUAUCGGCACCCACUGUGGAAUGGGUUGGGAGUUGCACACAGGAAAAACAAUUCACUGGAGGUCUGGUUGACCCUUUGGGAUGGCAUAGAAGGUGGCCCGAGAGUGGUGAAAGGAAUUGGUAAAGGAAGCACAGUUUCCCCCCACUGAAUUAAAGGCCCUUCCACUCAUUGAAGGAAUCCUUGUGGCAGUGGAAGCAUGUUUAAGAUCCAGUUGCGUGUGUGUGUGUGUGUGUGUGUGUGAGAGAGAGAGAGAGAGAGAGAGAGAGAAGGAACACUUGUGCAUUAAGACUACCACUUGUAGUUGAGAUACAGGGAAGUGCAAAUAGAGAGAGAGAAAAAAGGAUUCCCACAGGGCUAUUGUGAGGGUGGCGGAGAACUAUGAAUGUUGCUUUGAGCUCCUCAUAAUGAAGGCUGGAUAUACAUACAGUAAAUAUGUAACUUCAUUGUGCUCAACACUGGACAUCUCAAAUCCAUCUCUUGGCUUCCAUCUCUUGAAGUGAGUAGGACAUCUUCAAUUACACACAUAUGCCCUUUCAUGUGGGAAUACAUGCCAUCAACAAGCAGCAAAUCUUGGGCCUAGAACAGUGGUUCCCAAACCUUUUCAGGCCAUCACCUGCUUGGUUCCAUAACCUCAUCCCUCAGUGCCCCCUACCCCUAUAAAAAGCAUUGUUCAGAAUGGCCUUUUGCGUGACUUAGUAAGGAAUAUGAUAACACAGCAAAAUUCAAAACAGUAGCAAUUAAUUGCAUUUAUCCAAAAUCCAAUAUAGUUCAAAAAAUUAAACAAAAUCAAUGAACUUGAUCUAGUAAUACCAGGUUUUCAGAGUAUCAUAGUCAUUUAUACCUCUUACUGCCCCCUUGCCUCUUAGAGCCCCCCCUUAGGUAAUCCCACUGCCCUCCAGGGGGCAGUACCACCCACUUUGAAUGAAUGAAUGAAUUGAUUUAUUACGGUCACAGACCAGAAAUACCCACUUUGGAAACUACCAGACUGUAACUUCUGCUUGACCCCAUUCCCUCCAGUAGCAGAGUUUUUUGACAGUCAAAUGAAAUGUGACAUUAAAUGCAGAUCUUCAGUCUCCGCAACCAGCCAGGAACCCUAUUGGACUGCAUCUCUCAGUAAAACAAACUGGAUACAAUUUGAGUACAUAAGAGAAGGCUGUGUUUCUGUGGUUUUACUGGCUUGCAUACAAAAGGUAAUGGGAACGCUUUUAGUAUACAGAUAGCUAAACAAGGAUUUCCUGCCUUUUUUCAGAUAAAGAAACUUGAAUCACGGCUCAGUAGAACUGAAUGCACUGACGAAAAGGGUAAAUCUUAUUCCAGUAACGAAACCUGGAAAAAAGACCCGUGCACCACGUGCGAAUGCAAAGUGAGUAAUCAGAAUAUUCAUUUUCAUGGUUUUAACAUGGCGUCUCCACACUUACCUAGACAUGGCUCACUGUGUUCAGUGGGGCGUAUUCCCAAGCAAGCAUGAAUAGGGUUCCAGCAUCAUACUGAUUUUGCAGUGUGCUCAAUUGUAAAUUGCCAUUGCAGUUUUUGCACUUGCAAACUGAAGAAGUGAUUUGUGCAUGCAGGAGUGAAUAACGAAUACAGCUGGAACUCUGAUUGCUUUUUUGGCCUCAACAGUUUUCACUGCCAGCAAGACAAGCUUCUGUUCAGUCAGUCUACUGGCUUGUCUUCUCACCAAAGGAGCUACUGCCAGAACAGUAUGGAAAUGGGCACAGAAAUUGGCUUCCUAAGAAUUCCAGCUUUAUUUUAUUUUAUUUUGAAGAGCCAGCCCUUAGUUCUUACAGCUGUAAAAUGUUUUGAGCAAUGCCUGCUAAUGUUUCAGAAACCAAAGGCAUGGUUGAAAUUUGCUAGUGUGGUUUGGGGUGGGGGUGGGGCCUGGCUAGUGGGGUCCUGUUUCCUACCCCUUCCCAAAACUAGUGAAAACUGGUAAUGCAGAUUACUGAAUAAACAGUGCAGAAGAAGAUUCCUGAAAUUUCUUCCAAUUUAACUCAAAUUACACAAUUCAUACAAUUCAAACUCUUGAAGAUUUUUCAGGAUAAGCUAGCUAUUAUCUCUAUGUCCAUUGGACUGAAGAGAGUCUCAUACAUUGAAGUGUGGGUUAGGGACAAUAACUUUAAACAGGGCUGACAUUAAUAACCAUUAGAUUAAGUGUGGGUUCUGUAGUAGAAAACUGAUUAAAUUAGUGAUCUUAGUAGCUCAUGGCAUAAUGGGGGUUGGACUCGAUGGCCCUUGUGCUCUCUUCCAGCUCUAUGAUUCUAAUGCCAGUUGUGGGGGGAUAUUUGCUUAAUAAUGUCACUGGCUAGUGAACACUUUAUUAGGAUGUGUGCUAAGCUGUUGCUAUAAUUUUCCUAACACAGGUUGGCCAGAUAACCUGCUACGUGGAAUCGUGUCCACCGAAUGAUUGUGCAACACCUGUGAAGCUUAAAGGAGUUUGCUGUCCUGUCUGCUUAAAACAAACUGUUAGCAAAGAAAAUAAGCUCUAAGCCUGCUUUGCAAUGGUCACAAUACAAGUCAUAUGGAUAUCUGCUGAUGGCAAAAUACAGGUAACAUUAGGCAUAAAACCACAACAGGACGUUUGCAGGACAGCAUUCAAAUGAUGGUGUAACAGUGUAAGAAAAUGUAUUAUUUUACAUGCUUGCCCACUGAAAAACUACCGUGUAAAAGUAUUGAAAGGGAAUACACAGGACAGGACAGGACAGGACAGGACAAUCUUCUCAGGUUCAACAAACUGAAAACUUGGUGCUACUUUUUAAAGACUCCUUUGUCAAGUGGUUUUGAUUCUUAUUAGGCUGGCUUUUAUUUCUUCAUACACUGGCCAAAGGAAGUCAGGAGCCAUUUAUUAGGAUGAAGAGGGCCACAGCUUUUGUUUUUAAAAUACUGUCCGGCCCAGUGUUGAUAGUCUAGCUUGCCUUCUGUCAAAUACCUUGAUGGAGCUAGUUUAAGACCCAUAGUCUACUUAUUUAGCUACUCACAUCAUGUCUUUACAGCAUCCACUCAGUAUUUACUCAAUAUUCUGUGGCAGUGCCAAUUCUAAAGGACGGUGAGAGUGGAGAACACAAAUUUUGCUGCGGUUUUCUCCCGCAUCUCUUUGCAGUAUUAAUAUUCUGUCCUAUCCACUGUCCACAGUUGCCCUUCUUUAUUUUUCUGUUCCAUACCUAGGAGAUGAUUAGAAAUCAUAGGCAUAAAAUAUGUGUUCAGCCUUGCACUGUGUAACGUAAUUCAAAAGUCUGUGUACUCAUGAAAGUAAAGGCACUGCUGCAAGACAACAACAAUAACAAAAAAGAGGCUGCUCUGACUACUGCACAUUGAGCUAAACCUGAGCUAGGACUUAACCUGAUUUUUCUGGACCCUUCUGGCCUCAUUUGCAGUGUUUGCCCUUGAGAAAAUAUUGUUUGGAUUGGACCAUAGAGGGUUCCUACUGCUUAUCUGAUGUAAUAGAUAGGAUAAAAUGCCCUACCCCUCCAGCACUGCAAACCAUAGGACACUGAAGCAGUACAGUAAUAGCAAAUCCUCUUAUCAGCUUAAUGUCUAGGGGUGGGGAAAUACAUUCUAGAACUCAGAUUUCCAAAAGCACCAUCAUCCCAUCUGGAACAUUUAAUGCCUGGGAUAUUUUUUCUAGAAAAAGAGGUGCUGGAACUCACCAUGAACGCCUCCCUUGUUCACUUAAAAUGCCAAUGGCACCCACCUGAGAGGAAAAAACCCCCUGCAUAUAGAGAUUCUCUGUAGUUACUCAGUGGUAACAUUUCCACCUGUUCCAAGAUUGCUUCCCCCUGGAAUACUUCAUAUAUCCCCUGCUGCUGCUUGAAUGGAUGCAAGGGCUGAACUUUGGUGAGCUCUAGCAGAUAUAAUUCCCUCUAUUUCUGAUGCUAUGAUGCAAAUGUUGUAGCUUAUAUUGUGAAAAUGGCACCACACACACGAGAGAGAGAGAGAGAGAGAGAGAGAGUUUUUAGCUGGCUUGGAGGAUUCCCAAGGUUUGGAGACAUACACUAAUAUUAAGGGGAAAUCCCUGAAAUUGGGAUGUGAGGCAAAGACUGCCCAAUGGGGUCUGUGCAUCCUGACUUGCCACAGAAUACUAAAUUCCUGUUGCAGUGGGAGAAAAAUCAUGUGCAAGAGGAAAUAAAAUGGGAGACAUGGGGGGCAUGUCUAACUGACUGGCAACUGAACAGAAGCCCUCCAUGCUGCAACUUUUUGUUAUUAAUAUAAUGCCCUCUAAUUUUGGAGUCAUUUUGCUCUUAAAAAAGCAUAGCUGAAUGGGCAUCCCCUCCCCCCACCCCCAAGAAUCAGACCUAUGUCAGAUUCGCUCUCGAUUUAGGUCCUGCAUUGUGCCUGAAGCUGCCACAUGUCUUUUCAGGGAGACUCCUUUACCCAUUAAUAGCUGCCUGUCAGUGAAUUUGGAUUAUCUUGGAAUCAAGGUGCAAGGAUUGUGAAAGCUUCAUUAGUCCUAUUUCUGCUGCCUUGUGUGGUUGUUAAAAAGUGUAUCAUUCCCCAACAUCUUAUUUCUCAAGGGUACAGUGUACACAUCCUCUUAUAUCCUCUAGUAUGGUAUUCCAUGGUAUUGUCAUGGAAUGUGAAAGUAAAAACAAAGGUGUUCGGAUAGAAAAGGGCAGGCCCAUUUAAACUAAGGGGGUGGAGAAAUUAUAGUGAAGCAGAGCUUAGUGAAAAGCUCUAAAUGAAACCUACCUACUGAAUUGUUCUAAAAAACUUGCUCCUGUAGAUGUGUUCCUAAGCUGUACCAUGGCGUGAUUUGUGAAAAACCCAUCCGACAGAAGGCCUACCGAAUUGAGAUUAGCUCUUUCCUUUAAAAACUUUGUUUUAAAAAUAUGGUUUCAUUUAAGGUUUUUUUCAUAACACAUAGUGCCUGUUUCCCCACCCCCAUAGUCCUUGUGUCAAAUCAUGUUAAUGAUUACUUUUUUGUGAAUCUGUGUGCCCAGUUAAGAGGUAAAAAAAGCAGUGUCAAAUGUACUUCUACAUUAACUUGCCAUUGUUUACCUUUGUAUUUUCAACUUUGCCUCUUUAUAACCAACAUGUAUUAUUACAUACAGUGAAGGAAAACACUCAUACCUCAUUUGACAGACAUGUUUGGUUUCUUAAAUGGUGCUUUUCCAGAAAACAAGUCUUAAUUCCCUGGAAUAUAGCAGUGUUCUUCAAGUCCUGAUACUCUCACUCUCUCUGCUAACCAAUGCUAAAGACAAAGUCACUGAUUACUAAGUUAAAUCAUUAGGAUUUAAGGAUCAGGGACUUUAAAAAAGGAGGGGAGGGGGGCAAAUACAGGAACCUUUUCAACUUGCUUAAUAAUUUUGUUUGAUAACACAGAAGUGCAUUAAAUAAAGCUAGUCUAAUAAUAUUUUGGCACAUUAGCUCCCUCGCAUAAAUCAUUUGCUAUCUAUCAUAUUGUGCAUCGCCAAAUUAGCCAAGAAACCUGUUUGGUGGAGACAGCAACUGUGUCUCUAUAUGGUGGUGUUAAGCAAAAUGCAAUCAUGAUGCUGUAUGCACUCCAAUCCUAAAUACACUUACAGAGCAAUCCUAACCAGACCAGGGACAAUAGGAGCCUGAGAGCUAAAGCCCUACCAGCCAGGAUGGAAAGCUGUAGAUGGGGUUGGGUUUUUUUUACAUUUUUUUGCUGUUCCACUGCCAAGGCUGGAAUAGCUGAGGAGCUUAAAACUAGGCUGCUUUGGAUCCCAAAGAUUCAAAGCUUCUGGCACCUUGCUUUGAAAUUCCCUGUUUCAGGUCUUAUUGGCAGCAUACCAACCUCUGCUACAGAUGGACAUACACACAACAUAAGUGGUCAGAGCCCUGAACUCUAUCCUAAAUCACUAACUAAUGGGGAUGGGAUUGGAUUACAGUCUAAGAAGACUCCAUGACACACAGUGGGACUUACUUCUGAGUAAACAUGCACAGGUUUGUACUGUGAGGCAAUUUCAUACACAAAUAUUUGGCUCUGUGCCAUUACAGCAAAAUACCUUUUUUAUGUGUUAUAUUUAAAUUUGGAGUUUAAUUCUUAAGGUCUUUCAGUGCACGAAUAUAUUUUGUUUUAUUGAAAUUCCAGAUCCCAACUGUGCUUGCCAAGCUGCUAUCUAAAAUUCUUACAAAUUUGGAUAGAUUUCGAAAACAAGGGCUAGAACGAUAACAAGCUUAUUGUUGGCUAGAGGAAGUUUUUUAAUGUUACCAAUCACCCUUAAUUUUCAAUGCUGUAUUGUUUUAAAAGAGGGGAGGAGGAAAACCUGCUCAGGUAUUUUAGGUUGUAAUGCUAUAGCCACAUACCUGAGAGUAAGCCCCAUUAAAUUCAAUGGGUCCUACUUCUGUAUACAAUUGUAGUGUCGGCCACUUUAGUAUUUUCCAUGUAUUCAUUAACCAAAUAUACCUCUGUUUUCCCUUGUUAAAUAAAGCAGAUAUCUAAUCAGUAUUUGCUAAAUUAGUAUGUAAAAUUAUACAGAUUCCAGCAUUUAUUACCACUACACCUCUGGUGGUAAACUGGAUUAGGAAAUAGGUCUCAUUCUAUUUUUUUUUUAAUUCAAACAUUGUACAAAUGAAUAUGUUUUUCUUUUUCUUUUUACAUUUUCUGCUGAUUAAAGCCUAUGUAACAUUUUAAGACAGUGGCCAAUGGCCGAAUGACAUUUUUCUCAGUAUUUCUUCAGUUGCAAUUGUUCCAUAUUUAUUUACUUUUUUUAUAAAAAAAAACUCCUACCAAAAGUGAAGUCUUAGUUAUUUUUAUUGUGCUAAAUAAAUCUACCAAAGAAUUGUUUGCACUGUUAUGAAUGCUUCUCAGUUGCAAUAAACAGGUCACAUUUUUUUAAAGA